CGAUAAACGGAAGCAUUCCACCAACCCAGCUUCGAUCGCUCGCUGUUGCCUGGAGAAAUACACUUUGAAACUGAACAAAAUCAAAUCAGUAACUGUUGUGAUGAGCCCAUGGUGGCAACAUAAAUGGCUGGUAGAAUUCAUAUCCGAUGAAAGCGGAAUUUAGAAUGGUAUAAACUACAAUGACUACCGUUUGACAAUAAGAAGGGUAAGUGCGAUAUCAUCUUAGGUAUUUUGAGAACGGAGGAACCUUGAGGGAUUUGUGAAGUCUCGAAAUUUAAACGGCAUAGAUACUACUUUAACAUGUACGGUGUAGGAGCCGGUUUCUCGAAAGUCCCGGUAACUUUUCGGGCCCGAAAUCAAAUUUUCAAAUCGAUAUAUAAAGAAUAGAAGCUCGGGUCCUGGCUCGCAAACUACUGCAUUUUGUUUCAUUAACUUGAUAGUUUUAUCAGGUUAGAUGCCAAACUAUUGAAACCUCGAUCUUGCAUGUAAACAGCAACAGCUUUUCGGCCCCGUUGAUAGUCAUAUUAACCGACGAUACUUUGCAUUUCCUGUCGUUCGCAAGGUUUCGCUUAACUGGGCACAAGUACUCUCCAAACAAAUGUUGGAAUUAUGAGUUUCUGUUAAACAAGAGAAUUUAUGAAAUGUCAAGGAUUUGAGAAUUCGUGACGGGCUUUCUUGUCCUCACUUUUCGGGACAUAUAUUUUAUAAAUAAUCGCCAAGGUUUCGGCUUGGCGAAAAUUUUGUUAGACAGCCGACUUCUGAACAUAACCCAUUGCACAGCACGAAAUAGAUUUUAAAAAAUUAGCGUGAACUCAGUUUCAACUAGGGAGGAGAAUCGACUGUUUCAACAAAUGGCUAGCAGCGGGUUAUAAUUCGGUAUGUGAAGUGCUAAAUGGCAGAUCGGAAUGUGAUGAAGGUCUAAUGUGCUAAGGGAAUUGCAACCCGAUUUGAGGCGACCUUGGCUCAUUAACAUUCCUAAGAGAGUAACGAGUACAUAACCCGUAGAAGAAAAGGUUGCCAACAUUACCCAAAAUACACUGUAAGCGGCUGAGAAGGGUUAAACAGGCAUUUGGUACACAGUGUGCACAAGUGAAGUUUUACAAUAAAUCUACUGUAUUGCUAUAAGAACCUCCUUCACCUAAAUCGUUGUAACAAACAACUUCGCAUACAUUGUGUUCUUUAAUCUAGUAGAUAAAAUUUUACCACAUUUAAUAUGAAUUAUCAUUUAUUGUGGGAUAUAGAUAGGCUUCGCUCGGUCGAUACAGUUUGUGUCAAUGCAAGAGCUCAAGGGUUGUCACGCAACGCCUUCUGUGACAGCUUAGCGGAAAGGAAUGUGAAAACAUCAGAAUACAACAAUCUCUUUUAAUCACAAACUGAAACACAACAAAAGUUAGCGAAAAACGACAAAUUUUGAAGUACUGUUACUUAGCCCUAGCCUUAAAGUGAUCGGAAACUAGGACAGUGCGGUAUGUUCAAAAAAGUGAGAAUUACAUAGCCUGCGAAAACAUCCGUUUCUCCUCGCUCUUCGCCGCUGGGGACGUUUCGCGCGGAGGAACGUCUGCGAAAAGGAUGUUUUCGCAGGCUAAGAAUUACAAAGAUAGAGUGUUAAAAUUUAUAACUAUAACAGCAUUACAUGUGACUAGACGUUUUCAACGAAGAAUAAUUUUUUUAAUCGGCGAACGGUUCCUUAUUUUGGGAGCAUAGGCUGUUUUUCACCAAGACUGAAUAAUCUGCACUGACGAUAAAUUCGUGAAUUCAAGAGAAAUGAUUCAGUGAUAUAUCCAGUUAAGUGUCGUCUGCAAACCAAUGAAAUUAACUUCGUGUUUGCGUAAAAUGUCCCCAAGUGGUGCUGUAUAUAAUAGGUGGCUCAAUUUUACUUGUUCCCCCCCCCCCCCGGGCAACCCCCGGGACAAGUCUUGCCCUUCGGGCCCGGGAGUGGGAAAAUGUUUGAAGUGGUCCUGACCCGGGGGUAGGGGGCUGGGGCAAAUAAAAAAAUAUCUUCUCUUUGAUUUUGCGAAGUACGUGUUAUUUCUCGUGUGGUUUACACGCUGGUUGCGGACUUCAAGACUACGUAUUUUUAGUUAGGAAGGACAGAAAUAUUUCUUCAGCUUAGCUUUAGAUAAUGAUAAAUUUCUGUAUGAAAACGAAUACAAGGCUUUUGAUAUAUAUUUAACAAAUAGAUUCCAUGUUGCCGUGCGUCUGUUCAGUAAUAGAUCACAGAUGACGUCAAAAUGUCGUAAAAACAAAGAAGUGGCACACGUUGUUUUUACCACAUUUUGACGUCCUCUGUGAUCUAUUACUGAACAGACCCACGGCAACAUGGAAUCUAUUUGUUUUAUACAAUGAUCAGAAAAGAAAAAGACCGAUACACAUACCUGCCUCGAACCGCUUGACCUUUUGAGGAUUUGUGCUAGUUUAGGCAUUUUUUAAGUCCCAAACCCAACUUUUCAUCUUAGCUUCUUCUUUAUCUUGCUUGUGUACAGUUUCUUCGAAAAGUUUUUCACCGUCUUUUCUUGCUCAAAGAAGAAUAAUAGCGAAAACAUUUUGCAAAACAGCGAGUCUCUCGUAGCGAAGACACACGGUGGCAAACUGUUGUGAAGAUUUCUUGUAGUUUAGGCAUUGUCAAGUAGUCAAUAGCUUUUUUGGUCUCCGUUUCUCCAUUUUUCUUCUUUGUAAAUAGCUCCUGCUAAACUUUUUCCGAAGCUUUCACUUGCCUCAAUCCGAAAUAAUCUCACAAACAUUUUCAAAACCGCGUGCCAUGUUGAACAAAACAAAGAAAACAAGUUUCCCGUGACGUCAUCCAUGUAUCUGUACUCUAAUAGAUCAUGGGCAACGACUAAUCACAGCGCGCGUAGCAUUCACAUCAUUGUAUAAAGGGAAACGGAGAUUCGGUCCAGUGUUCACAUAAAGUGUUCUAUCAAGGAGGCGCUUUUUAAAGAGUUUUUCUUCUUCGAGUUCGUUUUCGAGUUUAUUGUUCACGUUUUAACUACAUUAUGACAUCCAUUAUCCUUCUCUCAAUAAACUCAGGAAAACGUUCAUAAAAAAUCUGAAAACGUGUCGUUUUGCUUUUGCAAGGAUAAAAAAGAUGUAGCAAAAAACGUAUAUGAGGUCGAUCAGGAGCUCGGGGGUGGGGAAUCGUCUCUUUCUGUGUGUCCGGGGGUGGGGAAUAGACCUCCAAUAAAGAAAAAAAAUGCAACUCCCCGAGGGGGGCAUGGUUACAAGUACAAUUGAACCAUGCAUUAGACGCAUAGUAACUGACCAAGAACAUACACCCGAAAUGGACAUGAAGAAUUAGACUCACUGAUACUAACUGUUUACAAUUGGUGAGAUGAGACGAAAACCAUGCUAAUACAAACUUCAUUUUAAGAUUAGCACAAUGGCAUAAAAAUAAAAAUGUAUAGUUAUUAAAAUUAAGGUUAACUAUUGCAGAAAUUGCAGAUCCGCCUUACACCACCACCUUUGAUUAUUGAGUAUUUUUCCUUAUCCAACGCUAGAAAGCAUUCAAUCUAUUAAAGGGACACAGUCAGCUGAUGCACAUGCGCAUUAGAUACCAUUUCUUAGCUGAUUUGCAUGUCGAAAGACGCGCGUGAAACAAUACCGUAUCCGGAAUACCGACUCUAAACAAACCUUGUAGAGUUGAACUAGUUACAAGCCGAAGUGUUGAUUAAAGUCCCUAAGCCAUAUUAGAGUACUCGUUUUUUAAUAUACCAUUGAGAGGUGUGAAUCAUUGUCAAAGUUUCACGGUCGAGAAAGUUUGAUUUUGCAAAUAUAUGUAACCUUUUCCAUCGAUUUUCCAAAUAUAUAUAACGAUUAUUUGCUCGCCAAUGUUACUGAUUCGUUUCUCUUGUUAUAGUGGUAAACGAACCAAGGCGAUUUAUCCCGCCCGUCACCUACGCGUUUCUUACCUCUUCUGUUCAUGUUCCUUUGAAUACUGUUUUCAACCAAAUAUGAAAAAACAGUGUAAUAGGAUGAGAAAAAGUUUGCUCAAAAAGAGAUUUUCAGUAAGAGAUCGAAAAUCGAAUGAAACGCAAGGCAGGAUUGAAGCGGAUGUGUCCCACGCGUAGAUUUGAUUUCGGGUUGAGGUAAACGCUUCUCAAACUGGCAAAACCAGUGUCCUGGUCAGCGCGGUUCCGUAGGUGACAUCAGCUUGACCUAGAAAAAAGGUCCUAAGUGUCAUGUAAGUAUGUCACAGGAUAUGUUUCCGACAAUUAACAAUGUAAAAGCGUGGCAGGAUUGUUAUUGUCCUUCUUAGAUACCUUGGUAAUAGGUUGUUCCUUUCGUUGAAUAGCACAGCUCUUCUUCUCCAUCUUGCGCCUGUCAGAAGCUUUGCAAAAAUACCUGGCAGUCCUGCAAUAUGUUAAGAGGGGUAUAAAAGCGUUCUUGAAUAGUUGCAAUUUUGGCAUUGGUAUAAUAUUCUCUUGAGGACUUGUCCUUUUUAGUAAAUGGCUUUUGAAUUCAUAUAUAUAUAUGCCAAACAGCUUUUUAGUUUUGGAUUGCUCUAUUUUAACUCCACCUAGACGCACGUUCAUUUCCUCUUUGCCAUUCUUUUUACCGAGGACCAUCGACUGAUAUUUGUUAAAUAAUGUUUCUUACAGUAUGUUUUCUUCCUAAAGAUAUAGAUUUUUUUAAAACACAAGAUGUGUUAAAGGGGUACCCUUUUAGUCAAAAAUGGUCUGGAACAAUGUAACGAGCUCCUUUUAUGGUCUCUUUUAUUGUUUAAGGUAAACUGCCUCUAUUAUUCGCGAAACAAAGGUAACGAUUAGCGAUGCGUUGCCAGAUCAUCGACCGCGAACUUCAAAUCUACGUACGCCACCUUAGCGUAACAAAUACCGACUUAGGGGAGUAGGGUUUUGAAGAAAAUAUACCGUAGAAAUGAUCUAACAGGAGAGGGAUCAGGCUAUUUUUAUGAAGGCUGCUCCCGAAAUCUUAGCACUUCAAAUGAGCAAACAAGUUUUCAGGCCCGAAUAGCCGACAAAGCGAAAACCAAAACAGAACGUGCUAGAUUUCCAUACGACAAGCUGAGCCGACAAAGCGAAAAUCACAUCAAAACGUGCUAGAUUUCCAUACGACAAGCUGAAGAAAGAAACAGUGAAAAAGUUGAAUACAGAAGUGAAAUGUUAACAUCACUAUCAAAUAAAGCCGUAUUAGACUAGGCCGACGAAAAAAAUGCACAUUAACUUCGCGGGGCCACUUAACAACCUGCAGGUUAAAAAUCACGACCUCGCAAUGUAUGUAGUUUCUAGCUGGACUGCGACGAUGAACAAAACUGAGUCAACUCAGGGCCUGUUUACAUGGAGGUGGGGAACCCCAGGUAGGUGAGGUAACCUGCUUAUGUGGGGUAAAAAAAUAACCCUCCUUUAUAUGCAAUCUUACAACCCCGCCAUCCCGGGGAGCACUUUCUCAAGAUUAUUGAAUGGUCGCUAAGCACGUAAACACGAAAAAUGCUGGCAAAACACGUGUUUUGGCGAUUAAUGCACUUCUACACUCCCUUGUUGCUCUUGCUGCACCCUUCAGUACAAUGGCUUUCUAUGGUUAACUUUAAUAAUGAUGCAAAGCCACCGCCAAAGUGAAAUUUGCGCGAAUUUGAUGUAUCACGAAUCCGACCCCGGCCAGGCGGGUUACCCCACCUUGAAACGUUUACAUGGCAAAAUUUGACCCCGGCUGAGAGGGUAACCCGGUCUGGUAGACCGGGCUACCCGCCUUGGCGGGUCACCCCACCUAUCAUGUAAACGUGAUCAAAUUAAAAUGAGAGAUUAUAUGGACAGGCGGGUUACCCCACCUAAGCGAGUUACCUCACCUACCUGGGGUCCCUCACCUCCAUGUAAACAGGCCCUCAGCCAGCUAUUUUCCCUAAAGUGCUUUUAAAGUUAGCGCCUUUUCACGUUAUUGUCUUAACGCUUUGUCUUCAAACCGCGAGUCCCGCUCAGCUUUUAAGCCAAGUAACAACACGCGAAACAUUUCCACAGAUUAGUGUUUUGUAUGACCUCGAAACUACUUUUAUCACAGAAUAAAGUAUUCUACAAAAUUAGAAUCAAACGAGUAAAAGCCCGUAUUUUUUACUUGAGUAAAGCCGUUCGAAAUCUGCGCCUUGUCAAGCCGGCUUUUUCUUAAUACGAAAAAGGUGGAACAAUCCUUUGGUUACCGACACGUGCCAUAGACUGAAGUGAUUUUUGACUUUAUUCCGUGUGCCUUCUUAUUAUGUCAAGAAAAAAGCCAUCAAUUGUUUUUAAAGAGUCAUCAGCAAAUAACCAAGUUUAGGCAAUCCAUUCUCCACAGUGAUCUUGGGGCACGCGAGAAAAACAUAGUGAUAUCAGUCAGUUACGUUUGGAAACAAUGAAGUCACUCAAACAAGGAAAAGUGCGAUAACGCCAACCUUUUGAGAUACCAAUUCCGAGUCUAAAAUUAGAAUACUAAACUUUUAAACGUUCCACAAGUUAUUCUGAGAAUAAAAUGCUAGCGCACCAGAAUAUCGUCUUGCAAAUAUGUACGCGAGCUAAAAAUUUCGGCUUGUACGUUAUGGUUUGUGGACUUUUACGGUAAACGAGGAACAAAGCAGACAAAGCCUAGUAGAACAAGGCCAUGAGAUGACUUUCAGUCAGUAUAAACGCUUCUGUCGACAUCUGACGGUAAAUUACUGGACAGAUUUCUGCGCAAACAAAAUUUGAAGUUUCCAGUUACAAUAACCGAAGUUGUGCUUUUACGCGGGCGCGUCAUGAAUGGAUGACCUUAAUUCACUGCGUGAUCUCUGGUCAAACAGCCGUGUUUGAUCGUUUUGCCAUUCCCCUUCUCUCUCCUCCGCAGAGGCCUCUGUGUAUUUUUUCGAUUAAUUGUUGCUAUUUUUAUAGGGAUACCCAGCGGGAGCCUCGGCGGAGGAGAGAGGUCCCGCUUAAAACUUUUGCCCCACUAGACCACUACUAAGUUAAAAAAAAUAUCACACCGAAAAUUUACCUAUCAUACCUGAUUAAAGGUCGAACGCCGCUUAUCGAAACGCAAAAGAAUGUGAGAAACAAAAGCGCUAUUUUCUUCAAAAACGCAACCUAAACUAUAGGCAAAAUUUGAUACGGUUAGUUUAAGCUCACGGGGUAGCGAGAUUGACUAAUUGGCGUGGGUGGGUGGUUUGGUCGUGCGUGAUAAAAGGUCAUGUGUUGUAGAUAGUGGCUCUUCGAAAAGACUCUGGCUCGUAGAAUUUAAAGGCACCUUCCUUACACGACCCUUCACAUUCAUGAAAAAAAGUCUCUCCGAUAGAGGUGUGAAAACGUUCGUGCCCUCAGUUUUCCGGGCUUUGUGUAAGUUAUUCUCCGAUGAUAUGAAAUAAUCUCGUUCAAGUCAUGAACAUAUGCUUUUUUGGUUUGUUUUUUGAUAGCUUUACACCCAACACGCGCACCCGGUUUUCACCUUACAAUUUUUAUAUUUUCACUACCUCUGCUAGCAAAUUUUCUCGGGUACUAAGAGCUGUGAUAAAAAAAUACAGGCCGCACCGAGUAACAAAUCAUGAAACUUUGUUAAUAUGUUAAUCUCAGUAGCAGGACUGUCUCUGCCUCGUCCCCAGGCCAGUCGCUCGCGAUCUCUUUAUGGGGGAUAUUUGAGUUAAUUAUUAAGGAAAGUUGGGACUACAAGAGUGAUGGGAAGAGAAGAACAAGCGAACCCCCUUCCCUCUCUUCUUUUCCUUCCCAUCACUCACCGCUCGCGGUCAACGCUCGCUCCCAUCAUCUCGCGCUUCUCGCUUGUCUCCAGCUCUCGCGUGUUCUCCAAUCCCUACUUAGUCAUGGGAAAGCCUUUGGAGGAGUCAGGGACUAGCCCGUACAACACUGGUGCUACUCCAUUUCCGCUUGUCGGCAACAUUAGUUUUUGGCCAAUCAUAUGAGAGCGUUCCCACGCUACUAAUUAUAUAGUCUUUCCAUGAUGCGUCAGGACUUUCCAACAAAAAAAUACAAUACGUAACAUCUUAACAUGGAUAGUCACUGGCUCAGACUAUUCGCAGACAUCAAAACGUUUUGAUACUCAGGUUGUUUUCACUAAAGAUGCGGCCUACACGCGUAAGCGUCAGUCAAACAAAUAUUCCCGAAAAAUAUUUUUUCCCUAAAAGUCUUGAUUCUCCGUACUUCAGAAUUGCUACUAUCUCGUUAAAUGUUUUAAUACUACUUUAAAGUCCAACACCGACAAGCACGCUCCUUGGCGGAAGAGAUCCAUGACUCAAAGAGCUCAAGCUCCAUGGUUUUCCGGUGAGAUCAGAUCUGCGGAACGUCGCCGAAGGAUAGCUGAGCGUAACUGGAGGUCUUCAAAGUCUGAAUCUGACUGGAGAGCAUUCAAACUUCUUCGGAACAAAGUUGUCUUUCUUAUGAAUAAGUAUCGUCGUGAAUUUUACACAGAUUUUGUCGGCAACUUUUCUGAUGAUCAACGCAAGCUUUUUGCUGCUACAAAAAACUGUUAAAUCAGACAGCAUAUACGCUUUUUCCACCUCAUGGCGAUAAGUUACCCUUGGCUAAUGACAUGGGGUCGUUCUUUAUUAAGAAAAUAUCGGAUCUUCGUGUUAGCCUUGAUGCAACUGAGAAUUUGUGCAGCACUGUUAACCACCACUCUUCUCAUUGUUCUUUGUCCUUUACUGCUUUUCGCCGUGUAGACAUGGACUCUUUAAGAAAACUUGUGCUCAGAGCGCCGACAAAAUCUUGUUUACUUGAUCCUGUUCCCACCAAUAUCUUGCAAGAUUGCCUUGAUGAGUUACUUCCGAUAUAUCAAAUACGAUAAACUUGUCGCUUGAAUCAGGAUUUUUCCCUGACAUUUGGAAAGAGUCGGUUGUUACACCGCUGUUAAAAAAACCAAGGUCUUGACUUGGUUUUUAAAACUUUCGACCAAUCAGCAAUCUUUCCUUUGUUCCAAAAUUGGCUGAAAGAGUGGCAGCUGAUCAGAUUCAGUCCUACUGAAAUGAGCAUGAUCUUUUUACUUCAUUGCAAUCAGCCUAUCGACGGCACCAUAGCACAGAAACUGCUCUGCUUAAAGUCAAGAAUGACAUUUUGAUGACCAUGCAAAAUCAGAAGGUCACGUUGUUAGUGCUUCUUGAUUUAAGCGCCGCGUUUGAUACCGUGGACCAUCGGAUUCUCUUAGAUCGCCUCCAGUUUGAUUUUGGAAUUUCAGGCUCUGCACUUAAUUGGAUUGAAUCGUACCUUUCUAACAGAAUAGACGGAGUUCUAUCGAAUAAUUUUAAUCUUAAAUUUUGAUUUCCACAAGGCAGCUGUCUCGGCCAUUAUUGUUUUCUCUCUAUGCCAACAAACUUUUUAAGAUUGUCAAAUCACAUCUUCCUAAUCCCCAUUGUUAUGCAGAUGACACGCAACUGUAUAUCGUGUUUAGAUCAGGAAAUGAUUUGGAGGAGACCGCUGCUAUAACUGCCAUGGAGGAAUGUAUUGCUGAUAUCAGUCAGUGGAUGCAUUCGGAUAAGUUAAAACUGUAUUCGGAUAAGACAGAAUGUCUUCUGAUUGUAACGCGACAACAACUUCAGAAAGUCAGUAACAUUAGUACCUUAUCGGUGAGGGACUCCCAAAUUGCUCCAACAUGUGAAGUUCGAAACCAGCGAGGAACCUGGUUUGAUUCUAAAAUGAGUAUGCUAACUCAUAUCAACAAAACUUGCUCAUCUGCUUUCUAUUAUCUUUAUAACAUGCGUAGAAUUAGGAAAUAUUUAAGUCGUUCAGUCACUGAAUCAUUAGUUCAUGCUUUUAUAACCAGUCGGAAACUCAUAAGGGGUUGAAACGUGUAAUUCUCAGUUGUUUGCUUUGUCCGAUGCUCGUGAUUUUUCAUUUUCGAAAGUACCAUAUUUGGAAUGAGAAGAGGAGAUAACUGACCAAUCAAACUUCGUAAACAACGUGACGUAGUUUUACUUCAGGUUCCCGCCGACAAACGAGGGAAAAACUCCCGAAAGCCGAGAAAGCUUUCAAAGGUUGAAACCAGGAAUCUUACCGAAACACUCAGCAGGAUAUUGUUGCCUUACCACCCGGGCCAAACAUAACAUUGUGAUUCCCUUUGACGUCCUCGCAACUUCUUGAAGUUGUCACUUCAGAAAACGAUGCCUCGUUGACCCUCUGCACAGUAAACUUACAAUGCAAAUAGGCUUUUAAAAUACUUAUAUUGAAAGUCUAGAAUAAACAGUGAAAAAUAUCUUCGAAUAAAAUUGAUCUGCUGCGUAUCGAAAAGUGUCCAAAACCUGAACCUGACAUCUUCGCAAAAAGUGAUGCGUGUAAUGAAUGCGAGAAGCAUUAAGCUAAAAUUCAGCUUGGAUGUUGUAGUGACCAUCGUGUUUUGAGCUAAUUUUAUGAAUGAACAAACUCAAAACAAUAGACAGAGAAGCCGUUUCUUGAAAAUUUUUAUUCAAAAUCCAACAGUUAAUCCUUUAAAACAAUUCGGAAAACACUAUCUCGAUCGUGGAUCCGUUCACGCAAGUGAAAUCGGCUGUGCACAUGGCAAAAUUCAGCACAAAAUACAUCUCAAAUCGGGGCACAUUUUGUAAUUUUUCUUUAGCGCCGAAGAGAAAAAUUUAUAAAACGUCUAUGCAACAUUUAAAAAUACAUAAAUUCCCUUUCAAAAACGUGAUUGUCUUGGCCAUAGAGUGCAAAAUGUACCUGAAAAUUCAGCAAAAACUUCACUGCCUUGGUUGCAUUUUAAAACAGACCAGAGAUCCGUCGUGAAGUAAAACAAGGUUGAAUUCCUCGAGGGACGAUUUCUUGAUGAAAAGCUUCCCUUCCUCCACAAGAAGAAAGCUGAGGAUUCUUUUGAACUUUCUCUUUCCAUUUUUUGUCUUUUAACAGUUUAUUUUAAAGCCUGAAAUGCAGAACUCUUGUCUUCGCAGGAGCCAUUGUGUUGAAAAUGGAUAUCUGUCACUAAGGUUUCCAAAUAUGGUAAAAGUGAAUAUUCACCAGCAUUGAACGCGAGUUACACGUUUCAACCCCUUAUGGGUUUCUGAACCAGUAGAAUAGAUUAUUGUAACAGUCUACUAUAUGGCCUCCCGAAUUCACAUAUCAUGAAACUCCAACGGAUGCAGAAUGCCGCAGCUCGGUUGGUCACAGAAACAACAAGAUUCUGCCAUGUUACACCAUUGCUUUUCCACCUUCAAUGGCUUCCGAUAAGUUUCCGUAUAAAAUUUAAGAUUCUACUUUUGACAUUAAAGUGCUUAUAUGAACUAUGGUAAAGCUUUAACUGAUUUAAUUACUAUCAAAAAGCAAUCCAGGUACUCUCUAAGGACAAAUGAGUCUAUAUUCCCCGAGUUACCAUCCAACUCUUGGCGAUCGUGCAUUCUAGUCAGCUGCACCUUAUCUCUGGAAUGCAUUACCUUCGGCAGUUCGCAACAUGAAGACAUUGAACACUUUUAAGACUGCUGUUAAAACUGAUUUUUUUUUAAUUUAGCUUUUAAAUAGAUUUAAUAGUUGGCUUUUAUUGUAUUUUCUUCUAGUUUUUAAUACCUUUUAUUGUAGUUUUUAAUAGUUUCUCACGCUUUAGUCACCUUCAACAUAAAUUUAAUAUAAAAAUAUUGUAAAGCGCAACCGAAUAUAUUCAUAUAGAGGUUUGCGCUAUAUAAAUGUAAAUUAUUAUUAUUAUUAUUAUUAUUAUUAUUAUUAUUUUCCUUUUUUAAAAAACGUUUUUACGCUUUUUUUAUCUCUAGCGGCCUUUUUUAUACAAUCGAGUUGACCGGUUACCCAACAGCCAGUUUAAACUAUGUUUGGAAACAAUUUUCCAUUAGAAACUGGUAAUAUUGUCUUUUAAAGCGGAAUAGUUGGUAUUUUUCGUUUAAAAUAUUGUGAAAAUGGCAUGUUUAAAUACUGCUAAAAAGAAUUUAAUGAUGUCCAUAAUUUUAAAUCAGCUUUAAAAUUGAACUGGCCUCAUUAAAUAGCGCGCGUUAAAAAUAUUUCAGGUAUACUAUUUUUGAACUGUUUAAUGUCGCAGUCCCAAAGUUCCUUUUAAAAUAUUGUUAAAACAUCCUAGUUAAAAACAAUUUUGGUAUCUUUCUUGUAAAAACUACAUUUUAAAUCAGUAAUACAUUAAACAACACUACCACUUUAAAACAAAGCUAGCUGUCAUUAUCCUUUUUGUCGGACGGCAUAGGCUGAAAAAAAGACUUUAAAAAAUGAAAGAAAAUCGCCCUAAAAUAGUGUAAUCAAUAUAUAGAUUUAGCUAGGGCUAAAAGCGAAGCUCUUGUUAAAAUCUAUAGUUUACUAAAUAAAAUAUAAACGAAAACAGCCCCCCCCCCCCCAAAAAAAAAAAAAAAAUCAGUAGGUCUAUAAUUAGCCAAAAAAGAAAAAAAAAAUUGCACGUGUAGCACACUUUUUUCUUAUUAGCAAAAAACAACUUUGCACGCUUUUUUUCUACAUUUCUUUGCCGUUGUUUUGAACGAAUACGACGUGAACUUCCAGAAACUUUCCAGUUACACUUUUUAUGGAGGAAAUGUUGCGGUGUUCCUGUUCACUUUUUUUCGCUGCCGCUCAUUUUCACCUUGGUGGCAGCUAGCAUUUCUUCUUUUUCUCACCGCUGCUAUAAAUUUUUUUUGUUUUUGUUCUAACGAAAUUGGUCUCCUUCGGUCUUUAUCUCUGGCCCUAUCUCUUUCUCUGUUAUCCACGUCAAUGUAGACAUUGAAAUUAAGUCGAAAGAAAGAACUGGCAUUUGUUGUUCCCGCCUUUUUAUCUUUAAAAGGCCGGGAAGCUAAGCGAUUUACCGCCGAAACGCGCAGAUGCUUGAAAAGCAAAAUUUCAUCCCUUCUUACAUGAAGGGGUGGACGUAUUUACCGACGUACCUGGUACGGACGAUUUUCUCAGAACCAAAAUUUCUUGGAUGCAUAGAUUACCGGACCUGUACACAUCAUUUAGGGCAUAAAGUGGCGAAUCAAGCAAGCGUGACAAAAUAAGGUAACCUUUUAGUUCAUUCAACAAAAAGAAAAAUAAACUUAAAACCGCUAACCUUGUCUUCAAUCGGGGCCUAUUAUUAACUUUCCGACGAAACACUCGUCACGCUCGUUGGGACUCAUUUAGACAACAUCCCUUCCUUCUAAACACUACAUUAAGGAAUGUUUAGUGGGAAUUUUGGUGGCGAUCUUAACCGGCGCCCCAUUGAUCCCAAAAGUUAUUAUUGAAUGAGGCAGAGUGGGAUAUGAAGAAUUAAUAAUGUGCAGACCGAGGACGUGUUUUUCGACCUAAGAUUCCAUUUUUUCAUUCAAGCUUCCUUUACAGUAGACACGGAGGGCUGGUAUUGUGUCACGAAUGGCAAUAUUUCUUUUUCCUCCUUGUUGUUUUGUUUUAGGAGUUUAGACUCCCUUUUGUGAAUUUUAUUUCUGAUGUUAGGUUUUCUAUCAAAGAUUGUGGGUAGCCUCCGUCCAUCAAGCGUUUUUCUUUUUAAAUGUGAACUAUUUUAGUCGAAGGUUGAUUCUGAGGAGUUUUUUUCGUAGGAUUCUCAAGGCUUGUCGUUUGACAAAUACUUUUUUAACAUUUGGAGGAUGACACGAGGUGAAAUGUGUGUGCAAGAAGGUUUCCGUUUGUUUAAAAUGUGUCUUUGCAUCAAGGAUAGAUUUUUCCUUGAAACUUGUGCCUUUGUAUACAACCGUGUCUAAAAACGCAGUCUUAGUGUCAAAUGUUUGGGCCGUGAAUUCAAUAGUUGGGUGAUGUAAGUUUACUUGCCCAAUGAAGGCUUCGAUGUCUGGUUUACUCAUGACCCAUAGGGAAGAUAUCGUGUAGUUCCAUGGUUUUGUAGGUAGUGCUUUCCAUUGAAGUGGAAGAAAUUUUCUUUAAGGAUUAAUCUAAGCAUUUCCGGCAAGUAAUGUGGAGAGGAAUGGGUUGUCUUUUUAGAAAUUUUCAUAUGCUUUGUGACAGAUAAUUUCAAUAUACCCUCGUUUUGCUGUAUAUUUGUGUCAAGACUCAUAACGUCCAUUGAAACAAGAAAUUUUCGGUUUUUCACAUUUGUCUUUUCAGUGAAAAGUUUGAUUCUGUGAUUUUGAUAUUGGUUGUAGCAGUGUAUCAACAAAUUUUGUCAAGCACAGAACAAGGUUUUAUUGGAUCAUUAAGAGGAAACCAAGCAUCCAUGUUUGAACUAGUGGGUGGGUCAUGCAAUUUCCAACCUUGCUUUAGGGGUGGGUCAGUCAUUUUUGUGCCGAAGGGAGGGGGUGGAUCAUGCGUUUUUUAUCAGCCACAUUUCCAAAUGCUCCGGCCCACCCCCUCUAUACUUUUUGACCAGUCCUUAAAUGCUUUAUUAUUCAUUCAAAAAAAUUCGAAGUUUAAAAACAAGACUUGCUUACCUCGGUCUAUGUUAAGUUUAUAUCGAUAGCGCAACUCUAUCGAGAAAUUUAGGAGAUAAAGGUCCGUUCAGGUCUGCAAAUAUACUCCAAAUAGCAAAUGUUGUCCGUCGAGUUGUCUUGAUGUUCGUGCUACGGUUUUAGAUAUUAUUUCGUUGUGAAACGAGUGAAAUGUUUCGCCGACUGUUCAGCCAUUUUGCUCUCACUACCAAAACAACUCAACCUUGUCCCCAAGUUUUCUCGGUUAACGGUUCAAUAGUCUGCAACUUUGGCUGCACUUUUGACGUCAUCGGUUCAAUAUGACAAAAUUCUUUCCAAAUUUGGUCAGCAGUAGCUUCUUAUGAUGAAUUAUGCGUGUGCUUUUAGCCAAUCAGAAACGGAGAAAUAUUUUGAAUGAAUAAUAAUGUCUGAUUAAAAUUAACGUUGUGUUUUAAUUCUUUUUAUUUUACAGUGUGCUAUUAGAUUAAACAACCAUGGCCACUUCUUCUGAUCAACUGGCAGAGCUUAGACAACGUGGUAGCUUUUUUGCCAGGUCGACACUGAAAGUAACUCUUCUGGGAAGUGAGUGGAAUUCUUCAGCUGGUGGUUUGUCAACAUUAAACAGGGAGCUUGCUAUUCACCUUUCAAAACAUCCCAAAGUGGAAGUAACAUUGUUAGUUCCAGAGGGAUGUUGUGAAGAUAAGGAAAAAAUAGAAGCUUGGAGUUAUGGAGUAACUAUCGCCGAUGCGCCGCAUCAACCAGGCUAUAAUCCUCUUGACUGGUUAAGCUUCCCACCCAAAGACCUCAGCAUUGAUGUUGUUAUUGGUCAUGGUGUAAAGCUUGGCCGGCAAGGACAAGUUAUCCGAAAUUUUUUCCAGCUGAACAACUGUAAGUGGGUACAAGUGGUACAUACUGCUCCAGAAGACCUUGGCAAGUAUAAAAUCUACGGUGAACCUACUUCAAAAGGGGAACAAAAGCAUCAGGUUGAGGUUGACCUCUGUAAGCGUGCUGAUCUUAUCGUGUCUGUUGGACCUCGGCUAACAGAGUUUUACUCUUCGUACUUACGAGGCUGCAAAAAAGAUAAGGAUAUUUUUUCGCUUACUCCAGGACUUUUUGAUAGGGAAUUUGGGGAUGUAGUGCAAUCUGCCCAUUGCAAUGGUGACUUUAGGGUGUUAAUAUUUGGUCGUGGUGACAAGGAGGAUUUUGAGCUUAAAGGGUACAACAUUGCUGCUCAAGCGUUUACUGACCCACGGCUGAAGAAAAAACCUUAUCAACUGAUCUUUGUUGGUGCACCUGAAGGAAAGCAAGACGAUGUUAGGGAAAGACUUUUGCAGUGUGGUGUUGCUAAAGAACAGUUAAUUGUCAGAACAUUCGUUCGUAGCAGAGGCAAAAUAAAAGAUUUGCUGUGCGAAGCUGACCUUGCCAUCAUGCCAUCAAAAUCAGAGGGAUUUGGACUUGUAGCACUUGAGGCCUUGUCUGCCGGUUUACCUAUUCUGGUAGGCAGUAGGUCAGGAUUUGCCAAGGCUUUAGAGAGCAUUCCUCAUGGCCAUUCGUGCAUAGUGUAUUCUGAUGACCCUGCAAAAUGGGCAGAAGCGAUUGUAGCUGUUCGCGUAAGACAAGAAAUGCGACUGAAGGAGAUCAACUCCCUGAACAAAUCCUACGAUAAAAUGUACAGUUGGGAGGAGCAAUGUGAAGCCCUUGUAGAGAGAAUGUGGAAAAUGGUUCAUGAUCAGAGCUGUGAGUUACACUAAAGCAUUAUUGCAUUUUUAAAAUCAAUAAUAUAUAGAUUUAGCCAGAGCUAAAAGCGAAGCUCCCGUUAAUAAAUUCAUAAUUUAAAUCAAACAAUAAACUUGUAAUCCACAGAUCAGGGCACAUUCAUGUGACUUUUGAGGCAAAGGCUAAGGGAUUUUAGAGAAAAAUAAUUUGACAGUCCAAGAGUGAAACAAAUUUUACAUCGAGUUAAUAGUCUUAUUUGUACACCCAAAAAUAGCAAUCAUGUUCGAUCAUGGUAGAUUAGGCCUAGAAAGUGUAUUGUAUUUGCAGUAGCUGUUGCAUCAUAGUGUGGCAUUCACCAGUCUCUCCAACAUUGCUCCGUUUGAGAGACUAAUAAUUGGACAACCCCGAAAUAUCAUACUAUGAAGGAAAGGUGAAGAAGACUACAAAAAAAAGGUUUCCCGAAACUUCGUGUACACAUUAAGGACAACAACAACUUGCCACAUGGUAAGUUUCAUCGAUUUUUAUUUCCAUUUUCUAGCAAAUUUCCAGACCUAAACUUCGCCCCAUAUGUUCUCUAUAUUUAACCAUGUUAUGAAAUCCGAACGUGACACUAACAGUGAGCCUGGGUUACCUGUGAUCAAAGCACGCCCUUCCUUUGCACAACAAAUUAUAGCAUUGACCACAUUAUAAAACGUUUUCAUGAAGAGAAUUACAUAAUGCCGGGGACUUUUCAGUUGGAAAAAUCUGGUCCUAUGUGAUAUGCAGGGUAAUAAUUAUGGGCUUUUCGUGAAAACGAUAAAAAAAUUCCCAAAAACACCUUUUCGGCCAGCCGGACGGGUUCUCACUUUUGACAGGCACCAAAUUUGCAGUGCGAUUUAAAGAGUUACCAUUUACGCUUCAACAUGACAGAGAAUUUGUUAUGUUUAGGUUUUAUUUCCCUUUAUUUAUAAAACUGUUCAUGGUUUUGUUAUGUGUAAUCUUUAAAAGCGAGUGAUUAUUUACGCCCGGCGUUUUGAGUAUUCCUGCAUGCGAUGUUAAUGUUUGACUGGAAACGACCGGUGCAGAGAUAAAAAUUGCUAGAGGGACUACUGACAAUCAGCAAUUAUAUAAAAUAAUUAAAAUCCAGUGAAACAUGUACAGAGACAAUAAUUUUCACUCACGAAGACAAGUAUUGAGAGUAAAGUGUCUCUGAAAAUCAUGAGUCAGGUAAGCAUAAGCUUACUUAUGUUUUAAGCCGGCUUCCCGGUGUUUGACCCUUUUCAAGAUGAACUCGAGGCAAGAAAAUCGCUCAGAGCUUUCUGUUUACAGCUAAAAUCAUAACUAAAUAUUCUUCGGAACGUUUUCUUUGAAUUUGCGGUCAAAAAAUGUCUAAAGGCUUUUUAAACCUGAUACUAUUGUAUGUUAGAUCAUUGCUCGUGUAUAUACUUAAGCCGCAUAAACCAUACGCUCGACUUCUGCAGGAAACCAAAAAAAAAAAAAACACACACACAUCAAAGACAAUAAGUGCUCAGGCUUCCCAGUCGAGAUGCUGCUUCUGAAGGUCAUCAAGUGUUCCAGAAUCGCCUGAGACUUUUCAACCCUCUUACGCCUCAAGCAAGGGCUAGUGAGUAAGCCCAUUUUUGAAAACGAUGCUAUCCCAAAUCGGAUUUCCAAUGACUUUGACGAGCGGCGCAUUUCUCAACAAAAAGCGCAAUAAACAAACCAGCCAUGAAUUACAGAACAAUCUUGAUAGCAGCUGUAUUUCAUUUCGUACAUCAAGUGGGAAAAGGCAGUUUAAAACAUCACAAGAUGACACAAAACUCUGUCAGCUUCAGCUAUCAGUAAGCAAGUUUCCAGACGCUGCAUAAAUUUUCCGCGUGAACUCACCUGUCAAAUUUUGACCAGUCAGAACAUAAAAAUUGGACGUAGAGCGUGAUCAACGCCUGACAGUGAGAAAAGAUAAAAGCGAUUGCCUUCCCUGCAUGUAAAAGCCGGUUGAAUUUUCGGGUCCGAAGUCAGUUAGAAAUCAAAAUUUUAAAAGUGCGGCUGAUGAACUAGUCUGCUACGCAGCCGUUUUUAGUCCUCGUUGCGUGACAACACUAAAAACGGCUGUGUAGCAGACUAGUCAUGAACACGACUUAUUUCAUAAUCAUGCAUUUUAAAAAAAUUGAGCUUGAGCCUGCGAUCAGUUGAAAAGUAGCAACUUGUCAGCGGAUAACUUCAAAAACACUUGAACUCAGUGGGUCGAUAUCUGAGCCCGCGAUACUGGUCAGCAGAAACAUCAUUUUGACAGCUGUCAAUUAAUCAAAACAUGUAUGUACAAUAUCAGGUUGCAGGCCCCCAAACUAGCUAGAAAAUGUGAGAUUAAACAUUGGUAUGCCUGUGGUGCGGAAGGACGGAAGGUCGGGUGGUCGGUGUACGAUCACGUGAUUACCGAAUUUUCUAGGAUGGAUAGAUUUUCUAAGCUAUGGUGCUUCGAAUUGAGCCCGUGAUCAAAUAAAAUAUAAGCGGAAAACUUUAAAAACUACGUGACCUCAAUUGAUAGAAAAACGACCCUGCGAUACAGUCAGGUGAUGAUGGUCAGCGUAUACUCUAGUUUGGCAGCUGUCAAUUAACCUUCAUUAGAACGGUGAACAUUCGAAUUAACAGACUACGAGUGUGAGAAAGACAUAUCCUCCGGCUUGUAGUGGAAAAUGCCAGAUCGUGUACCUGAGCGAACCUGAGCCCACGUUAUUGGUUUUCUGAUAGUGGUCUGCACAUAUCCCAUUUUGACAGCUGUUAGUUGACCUUAAUUUGGCUUGGCAAUAUAACUUUAAACGACUGUCAGCCUACUGACAGCCCUGCCCGGGGUAGUUUCGUUUUUAUGUUGAAUUGUGAAAUUUAACAUAUUAUAUCAGCUUAUAUGUAGGGGCAAAAGGACUGGUCUUUCAUCUGAGCCCGCGAGGUGGUUACGUGAUAAUUGUCAGCGGAUGUCUGAUUUUGACAGCUGUCAAUCUAAUCGUACUCAUACGGAUGGCUUAAAAAACUGAAAGGCUAGUCAAGUUGUGCAAGAGCUAUUGUGACAUUUGACAUCGGCUUACAUGAAGCGUGUGUACGGGUGGGCGUACGCUACGUCAUAACCAAAUGUUCUCGGAUGGAUAGUUUACCAAAUUUUGUUACCCAUGGUGCUCCGCUACGCGCGCUUGGCGCGGGAACUCCGCUAUUAAAUUAAGGUUUUCUCGAUAUAGGUUUUUCGAGGCCAUAAUGAUAUCUUUCAAUCGACUUAAAAGUGAUUUUAUCCUUUUCCGAUCGCCCUGAAAUUUUCACCACUGAUUAACUGUAAAUUGAAAGUUUGUCAACAUAAAGGAGUUUUAAGUAAAAUCGAUAUCACUAUGACAACAACAAACACUUUGAAAUUAAUAAAUGCCGAAUUUUGCGCGAUCUAGACCAGAUACCAAAAAGCUGACAUCAAGAACUUAAUUAAAAUGUGGUGUUUAGAAAAAGACCCUUGAGACAAGUAACAAAUUUGGAAUAUUUGAAUUCAAAUACAAUGUAAUUAGACAUAUUUCAAGCCUUAUAUUUUCAAUAGCCGUGAUAAAUUGUUUGAUAAAAAAUUCUGAAUAACUCAAAUUAAUGUGACGCUGCUUAAAAGCAGCGUCAGAAUAGUGCUUAAUAUCAUAUUUCAUGAUUUGGAAAUUUUGGUGUAUUUUCUUUCUUGCAAUCCUGAAAACUAACAUGUGUUCUCACCACCUGUCUAAGUGAAACUUUAUAUCUCUAGAACGGCUCGAUGGAAUUCUUUUCAAACAUCAUCACAUAAUCGUCACAAUGUAUAUAAUAAUAUCUGAAACUUUCUUUGAGAUUGAUCCACCGCAACACCUUGAAAUUUUAAGACGAACCUAGCCUACGAAUCGACCACUGAAAAUCUGCGUUACAACAUUCUCUGUUUUGACGUUAUGCUAAUAUUUCCAAAUUAAUACGCGCCAUAUAUAACUCCAUGAUUAGUAUUCAGCGUGAAUAUUGUCAAAUGUUUUACAUUCAAAGAUGCCAUGUCACUGAAAUGUGUUACAUGUAGUAGCUGGUCUAGAUUGCUCAAAAUUCGGCUUCUAUCGAUUUCAAUUUUUUUUGUUUAUCGUUGUCAAAAUUACCUUUUAUUAAACUUCAAACCAAAUUCAAUCAGUGGUAAAAAUUUCAUUGCGAUCGGACAAGAAUAAAAACACUUUUUAAAAAAUAUAGGCCGUAUGGUCUCCGAAAAACUAAAACUGAUCGAAACACCUUCAAUACGCUCGUAUGAUCGUCGGGGCACAGAGAAAAGGGCGCUGAAUUCACCUGAUGUUUCUAUUUAUCUGUUUACACCUUUUACAUUGUAGGAAGAAGAGAGUCUAUAUGACGCCUUAUUCUUUGGAAAAACUGUGAUUUGAUUAAUUAACUGGGCUGCCUCAAGGCGGGCCCAGUUUAUAAAAUGGAUAGAUUUCUCCAUCAGAAAAUGAAAACUAUCAAUGAUUAACCCAAUAACCCAGAAGUCGUUGAAAAUGGAGAAGCCUGUUGAGUGCUCUCCAAACUUCCCAAGUGCUCAAUAUCUCGACAUGCGCACAGCUGAAGCAUGAACCAAUUGUUUUAUAACAUUAUCAAAGCUAUCAAAGCAGUAGUUACCUUAAAUUUUUAUUAUUAUAGCGUGCGCUCAAAGCAGUACGCGUCAAUGCCUACGUGACUACAUUUUUUCACCCCACAGUUAUGUUUUUGUCUUGAAACUGAGAGAAAGUAUAAUCAAGUCGCUUAAGAUAACAGUCAAAAAGAGUGUAAAAUCGAUAUUGAGGUGUCGGAAAACUAUUAAAUUACCAAAAAGUUCUUUUUGAAAAAAAUAACUUUGCAAAGAAUGAUUUGCACACGCAAUAGCCCGCACAGCUCGCGAGGAUGACACACAGCAACAACACUCACCUCUUUUCUCUACUAUCGGUUAGCAAAUUGGAAAGUUUUCUCUUAAAUUUACGCUUUUUACGUUAUACAACACAUGGUUAACGCUUCAUCGUGUACUGUUGAGUUAUUGAUGCACUUGGGAGACGUCUUGGGAGGAUUGCUAAGCUUACAAGAACUCGAGGUACAGUUUCUUGACGUCAUUAGAGAGCUCAAUGGGAGUAUGAAGCACGCUCGCGCAAUUGAAUUUGAAUAGGCGAAAAUUCUAGCUAUGUUAUAACGUCUAUUGAUCAUCUCUAUCACUCUCGGUUGAAUAAGGCCGGUGUAUCUUUGAUGGGUGUUAUAGCGGUUGUUUUCUCUUAAAAUCUGUUUGCUGUCUGUAAUUCUGUACAGUAUAGGUUGUUGUGAACAGGAUUCCGACAAAUAAUCACCCUCGAUAUGGUUGUCUACAUUAAUAUAUUUACGAUCACAGAUUUGCCAGGUUCUCUCGCGUUUCGAUCUCUCACUCAACCUAAGCGUUAAUAUUACAUUGUUACGAAAGUCUUCCGAAAGGGUGCAAUGUUCAAAUUAGUUGACCAUGUUUCACUCUCACAGGAGAUUCUAUGUCACUCAGUUGUCGGCGGUAGCCUGUGUACAGCCGCCCCCUACCCUCAGAAAAAAUCGGAGAAGGGGCGAUUUUAUUUGAGGGGACGGGGUGGCUAUGCCGUUUUAUAGCAGCCCAGUUAGAGUUGCUUUUCAACGAAUCUAGUUUUACUAAAACUUGCCUCUAGAAAGAAAGUGCUCUCACAUUCCUUUACCGAGUUUUGUUUACCAUGUUGUUUUCUUGUUGUUAUUUUUGUUUUGGUGUACUUAAUAUUCUCUGUAACGCUACAGAAAACGGAAUGUCUACAGUUUAUUAACUGGCUUAUCCCCAGCGCGCGCUAGACUGAAGUUGGCUUUCGUAUAGAGUUAUCUUAGAGUUUCUUUUUGCCACCUCGAGCAACGUUUCCUGGAGUGCAUCCUGUAAAAUCCUAAGAAGGAUGAAGUCCAGGGGGAGAGUAAUGUCAUGAAUAUGGGUACCCUUCACAGUGCGACAUACCUAUAUAUGUUAUGGUUUUCAAGUCUUUCAGCCUGGGAUCCAGAAAACUGAUCAUUUGGUUGAAGAUUUUAGUCUAGACUAGGGCAACAGGGAAUUGUUUGUUACUGUUAGUCACUGAAGAAUCAAGAAUUCUUAAAUAGUUUAGUGUUUGACGGUAAAGGUUCUGACCAUGUCAUGAAUUGCCUGAGCCAACAUUUGAUCUUGUAUUCUGAAGACUGUCUUAGUGAGGGCCUGUUAUUUAUUAUUUAAUACAGGGCUUUUAGAUGAAAGUAAGCGCAUGUCAAAAAUUGACUCGCCUGUUGACACGUGUAGAGAAGCAACUAAAACGGAAGAAGGAUCAUUCUUAAACAAGGAAGACUCUCAAACGUACACUUCAGGAUCCGUCGCCAGUCCAGGUACAGAGUUACAUAGUGCUGCAUUAAACUAGCGGAGGAUUAAGGGCCUGUUUACAUGGAGUUGUGGGCCCCAGAUAGGUGAGUUAACAUGUGGCGGGUCACCUAACCUAUCAUGUAAACGUGAUCAAAUUAUAAUGAGAGAUAUAUAUGGACAGGCGGGUUAACCCACGUAGGCGAGUUACCUCACCUGCAGGGGCCUCUCCACCUCCCUAAGUCUUGUUGUUGUACUAGAUUAAGUACAAAUUUUAAAAAAUACGUAAAUUUCGAAAAUAUGGCUGUCAAAACCCAAUUGGCAUGGUAACGUCAAUGUUGACGUACACAUCACAAAGGCCUUAAAAUGUCCCCGGAUAAAGUUUAGGAUAAGUCGUCCUAAGUCUGGUGGUCAUAGCUUAAACGGUUUAGAAGCUGUUCAACUAUAAAGUUAAAGAAGGCCUCAAGAGCCCCCUCCCCGGCCGGAAUUUGGGAUUAAAAACUUUAGGCCUUGGAAAGCGACCGAAAAAUGUCUUAUAUUUCUUCAGUGUGAUAAGCGGAAAUAAAGUGCGUGACGGAUCAUAUAGCUAUGAGUACUAUUUCUCAAGGAACACAGAGAAAUACAUGAUAUGCGAAGAUUACAGUUCUAAAAGAAUACAUAAAUUGAAUUUACUGCAACAAGUGAAUGUUUUCAAAUUUAUUAUAGGUACAGCUGUAACUUGAGUUACCUAAAAAUCUGAUGAAAUCUGUUUGAGCAUCGCAGCUGUUCUAUUGACCAAUUUUGUUGGUAGAUCCCCAAACUAAGUUACAGUAGUAUUUGACAGUAAUGCAUCAGUCAAUUCCACCUGCGCCAAACUCCCCCGGGCUACUGCGGAGCAUUUGCCCUCCUUGUCAGUCCCGGGGGUGGGGCAUUUGCAAAUUUUGCACUGCCCGGGGGCCGGGCAUUUGCCAACCCCGGGGGCAUUCCCUAGCUUUUCAUACGCACGCGGUCUCCUAUCAGAAUACAACUACACAAAAGGUUUUACUGGAAAAAAAGCAGAUUGGCUCAUCUGUCAAGGACAAGGGUUGUAAAGUCAUGUUCUCGAUUUUAUGCAUGCAUUUCUUCAUUGCUUAUCAUAGCGAAAUUGGAGCUAUGGAUGUGAAUCGACGUUUUUUGGCUGUUGAUAUUAUCUGAAGAACAUCCCUUCUUAUUUAUAAAACAAUUCAUUUCAUAUAACUUUACAGCGCUCUAUUAAUUUUAAUGUCAAUAAUUUUAUAUCAAUACUAAACCAUAAACUGGUGCAUGUCGUUGCGGCGUGAAGUCUUAAUUAGAAUCCUAGUGCUAUCACAAAGGAAGACGUUAACUGAAACAAAAAAUCGCACUGUGCGAUCAAUGAAAAAUGUUGCAGUGUUGACGGAGGACGGGGAAUUUGCCCUCGUUUUUCUUCCCCACCCCGGGGGAUUUGACAGCUCAAGAGUCCCCACACCAGGGAAUUUACCAUCCAAGGCAAAAAAAAAAGUUCUUAUGCCCGGGGGGGGGGGGGUGGGUCUGGGCGCAGCUGGAAUUGACUGAUGCAUAAUACGAAAGAAUCGUUAAAAAUAACUGAGUUAUUUGACUCGUGUGCCGAUUAGCAAAUUUCUAUCUUCAUUACGCGGACAUUCACAUAAAAAUUACUGAUUGUGCCAGGCUACACGUGUACAUAAUAGCUGCUAAACAAUGAGAAUUCUAUUAAGGUUGCACAAAGAAUUCACUUAGAUUUCGUUGUCUCCAGCUCUAAUUUGACCUCGGUUUUCAAAAAAAAAAAGCCUGCUAGUUCGUUUCAGAUUGACCUUACUAUCUCAAACAAAUUAAUAUAUAGCUUGUGUUUCUGGGCUUAAAUUUUCGUGGAGGUGAAGAAAAAAUGAAAGAAAGUGUGGUCACAGCCUGUGAAAUCCUAAGCUUAAAACGGCCAAUCAAAGUGCGCCAUUCCGCCUUGAGACUAGCUUGCCAUAUAAUAAUAAAUUCAGUACUACUAUUGUGACAAUAUUGGCCAUGAUGGUAUAUUGAAACCGGGCACGUGUUGGCCUCGUUUUCAUGAAUUACAGAGUUGUUGUUGAACCGGCAUCUUGAAGUGCUCUCUUCUCUUGUCUCUUGUUGUUACAUGGUAGCAGCUGUGGCUGUUAACCGUGCCUACUGAUUCUGAAAGUCAAUCUUCAGGACCGCAAGCUUUAGCUCCUGCUUUUCGACGGCCACAAGUCUCUCCUCCGCAACCUCUAGAGAUCGAAGGCGAUCGGGCCGACAAUUGGAAAAUCUGGAAACAAAGUUGGCAAAAUUACACGGUAUUAUCACGGGCUUACACAGCCAACCUGAAGACUACAAAUGCGCCAUUCGUCUGCACAGCAUUGGAAUAGACGCCAUGCGAAUCUACAACGGUAUGAAAUUCUCUGCAGGCAAGGACCGCAACAAGAUGGCAGAUAUUAUAGCCAAGUACGACCAGCACUUUCUUGGUCAAGCACAGGAAUUCUUUGAGCGUUUUCAGUUCAAUCGUAGAGAUCAAGCUUCUGGUCCGUCAAUCGAUGAGCACCUCUCAGUUCUGCGAAACAUGUCUAAAACUUGUGGUUUCUGUGACUGCAUGCGAAAUUUUUUGGUCAUGGACCGCCUGCUCCUGGGCAUCACAGGUGACAAAACGCGCGAAGAACUACUCUCCACACAUGACAACUCUGAACAAGGCUAUUGAAAUCUGUCGAGGAAUAGAAGCUGCUUCUCAUCACAUGAAGGCACUGAAAAGUGAGGAAGUUAAUAAGAUCAAGGACAUAUCGAAGAAGAAAUCAGGACAACAUAAACACUGGUGUAGAAUCAAGAAACCUCUCCAAAGUGUUGAUCAAAAAGCUUUAAAGAAGUGUCUCUCCACUCCUGUAAUCCGUUGUGCCUGCACCCUGCCUGAGUGUAGAAAAUAAGCUGUUAGUGAUGAACUUCACCGUCUAGUGGAUGCAGGCGUCAUUGUACCGGUCGAUGAACUUACUGACUGGGUCAGUCAAAUGUCUGUCGCUGAAAAGAAAUCUGGAAUUUGUAUCUGUAUUGACUCAAGACCUCUAAAUGAAGCACUUAAGCGAAAACACUACAAGCUCCCCACUUUUAAGGAUGUCCCUCCAGAACUUAGCAGGGCGAAAGUAUUCUCCGUUUGUGACCUCAAAUCUGGCUACCUUCACUGUGAGCUCGAUCAUUCAUCAAGUUUGUUAGCAACGUUUGCUACCCCUUUCGGCCGCUAUCGAUGACUUCGUCUUCCGUUUGUUUUGAAAGUCAGCAGUGAGAUCUUCCAAAAACGCUACAUUAGGCUCUUGAAGGUCUUGAGGGAGUCUGCUGCAUCCGUGAUGAUGUGAUCAUUUGGGGUCGAACAGAUGGAGAACAUGAUGUACGAGUCCGUACCUUUCUCAAGUGCUGUGUCGAUAAGGGUAUUACCUUGAGCAAAGAAAAGUGUCGAUUUGGCCUCAACGAAAUUCCGUUUAUGGGCCAUGUGCUAACCAGUGACGGCCUCAAGCCAGACCCCUCUAAAGUUGAAGCAGUCCAAAAGAUGGCUCCCCCACAAGACAAAGCAGCAGUGGUGGAAAGACUUAGAGGAACUGUGAAUUACCUGUCUGAUUUGAUACAUCCAAUCUAUAACCUAGCUCACCCUGCCUCUGAGUGGACGUGGGAUGCUGUACACGAGAAAGCUUUUGCAGAGAUGAAACGCUUGCUGACACAGGCACCUGUACUAACCUACUUUGAUCCAUGUAAAGGCGUAACCAUCCAGUGUGAUGCUAGUGGACACGGACUGAGAAGGAAAUGCUUGCCAUUGUAUUCGCCCUCGAGAAGUAAGACCAAUAUAGUUAUGCGCGCCCUGGCCUAUGACAUCGAAGUGAGAUACCUAAAUGGCAAAGAGAUGUAUCUAGCCGACACCCUUAGCAGUGCUCACCUGCCAAGACCCUCUGAUUGCGGACGAGAAGAGUUGGAAACCAUAAAAGCCCUUUCCUUCCUGGUCAUGCCAGAAGAGAAGAUUUAUGAGAUCCGCCGAUACACCAGUGAAGAUACCUCCUUACAACAGCUAAAACGCACAAUACAAGAGGGUUGGCCAGCAGACCAGUCAUCUCUACCACCCCUCGUCACUACUUACUUCAGCGUCAGGGACGAACUUGCAGUUACUGAUGGUUUGAUGUUCCGUGGAGAGGGACUUGUCCCUAAAGGAAUGCGAGCAGUAGCCAAAAAAGAUAUCCAUAGCAGACAUCAAGGAAGUGAAGCCUGCCUGCGCCACGCGAGGGAGCAUGUCUUUUAGCCAGGCACGAAUAAGGAAUAAAAAGCAUGGAUUCGCACCUGUGAGACGUUCAGAGAGAAUGAACAAACACCCUGUAAAGAGACACUUAUGCCGCAUGAAAUCCCUGAAGGAGCAUGGUAGAAAAUCGGAGCAGACCUCUUCACCCAUGAUGACAAACAAUAUCUUGUUACCGUCUGCUACAAAUCAAACUUCUGGGAAUUGUAUCAACUCAUCGACACCAAAUCAUCAGCUAUGAGCCAAAAGUUGAAGUCUCACCUGGCGCGUUAUAGUAUCCCCAAGCAAUCAGUAACCGAUAAUGGCCCCCAGUUUACAUCCAGUGAAUUCAAGUCUUUUACAAAGAAAUGGGCCAUUGAACACACCACAACAUCACCGCACCACAGCAAGGCAAAUGGCAAGGUUGAAUCAGCUGUGAAAACUGCCAAGAAAAUGUUGCGCAAGACGUCAGUCAGGAGAAGAUCCUGUACCCGGCUCUGCUCAACAUCCAAAACACGCCAACUCAAGGUGUUUCCAGUAGCCCAGCACAGCGUCUCCUAGGAAGAAGGACAAGAAGCCUGCUACCGUCCCCAAGAUCACUCCUAGAACACAGAAACCUCCCAAACCUUCAUGAGAUGGAACAACUCCAGUUAAACCAAAAGAGGCAGUAAAGGUAUUAGAAUCGGACAGCUCAUUAUCUUCCAGGCCUGAGCAUUGGUGACACUGUCAGAAUGAAGCCAUUUGUCCUCGGCAAACAUGAUUGGGACAAGGGAAAAGUGACAAGGCGGUUAGAUCAGAGGUCCUAUGAAUUCCAGUCCCACGGGACCACCUGUAGUCGCAAUGGACAGCACCUGGUCAAGAGCCCUCCUGCACAAACACAGCAUUAGGCGGCCAAACAAACAGUACCAGAACCACUACCUCAAGCUAAACAAACAGUACCCGACCCACCACCUCAGGCCCAACAGAGUCAAAGACGCCAGAUUGCCAGCCGCAAAGGCUAUGAACAGCGAUACAGGCCGUCUGGAAGCAAAGCAAUCAUCACCUGUCCGUACUCGCCCGGGACGUGUCAUCAAAGAGCCAGUUAGAUUCCAAGACUACGUUAAGACUAAGAAUCGUUAUUUUAUUUAUUACCAGGAACUUAGACUUGAGCGCACUGCUCGUUCAGUUUUUUUUUUUAGUCUCAAAUAAGCUUAGUUUCGCAGUGUCAUUGUUAUUUGUUAGUCCGUUUACCGUUGUCAUUUUGGCUAUCUUUUUCUCAGAAUCUAGCUUGACAAAAAGGGGAGGAUGUGACAAUAUUGGCCAGUAUUGAUAUAUUGUAAUCGGUCAAGUGUUGGCCUCGUUUUCAUGAAUUACAGAGUUGUUUUUGAACCGCCAUCUUGAAGUGCUCUCUUCUCUUGUCUCUUGUUGUUACAACUAUGUUCUUGUUAAUUGUGUCUACUUUUUCUUAAUUUCAGCUUCUAACGAUAUCCUUGUGAAGCUGACUGUCUCAGCCAGAGAUCUUAGUAGGGAGCAGCAAGAAAAAAUCGAUGAAAUUCUGCAACUUCACGUACAAUUGUACACAGAAAAUCAUAAACUCUCCUCACCUAAUGGCGUCCGUGCCUUUCUUCAGCACAUAACGCAGGCUUACAACCUGGCCGUAAAGUCUGUGGAAAUGGGGUCUUUGAUUAUAACAGUGAAGUGCCCCACCUUAGAGAGUCUUGAGAGGCUGUGGAGUGACUGUCAAUCCGGUUGCCUUGAUGACAUCGCUGAGAUGUUCCUGUUGACUACUGACAUAAAGAGUAAACUUGACCUGGAUAUUGUCAGGUUCAAGAUAACUAUGGAAGAAGAAAACUACUUGGCUUUUAAGAAGGCUCUUUCAGGUAAGUUGAGCAAUUUCAGUGAAGCCUUUUAAAAAACUUCUAACUGAGAAAUAGGUGUAUUUGUUCCAGCUCAGUUGUAGAGGGGGGAGUUUGCGAUCCCUUAAUAGUUGGACAUUCCAAUACGAAACAAUUUUUAAAGGAACCGUAGAAAUUAAACUCAAAUUGUAGUCUAACUCAAUAAGGGCAAAAAUGCUUAAUUUUAAAACCGUGAGGGCCUUUUUUUCUGUUUAUUUAGUGAACCAUACUAGCCGCGCAAAAUACCUUUCUCUUUUUUUAAUAUUGACAAUGGCGUUAUUGUGAUACCAAAAAUGGCCUUUUCGCUUUUCUUGUUAUCAUCAUCGUGAUGAUCAUAAUCAUCAUUUUUCUUUUAGUACACCUUACACGUUGUCUUUUUCAGUUAAUGGAAGAGCAGGUCACUGAGGCGGAACAGGAGGUCAUUAUUGCGAAUAAUAACCUACUGUUUUAAACCAAGACACUCUCGUAAAGGAAUGAUUUGUAAAGGAGUCCUGGAAAUUAUUCCAAGAAAUAAAAAUUAUUGGCAAAUUGGCAAAGCCGUGAACUCCGAAAAUAUAUCUGAAAUGUUAAUGUGGUUUGACCAAAUACAUGCGACGUCUUGAAAAAACUGCAAGUAAUAAACGGACUUAAAUCAAACACACUUGAUUUCUUCUUUCUUCACUUCCCUCCUUAUCUAUCUUAUUAUAGAUGCCUUAUACUGUUUAGCCACUAACGCACACAAGCGCCAUGUUUAUAUCUGUUGACAGCGGGCGCUUCCUUCUAAUCGAGCGUGAAAGUGUCGGCGAUUCCUGGCAGUACAUCAAUUUCAUCUUAAGCGCUGUGUGAAAUUAUAUUAGCAGAGUUCUUCUUUAGCAGAUCAUUAACUCUCUUCUCAGUAGCGGCGGGUCGCAGGCUACUGCUUCUGGUCUCUUCGUUACAGAGACCAGAUCGCUAGCCUCCACGGGUGUCGCUUGUUUCGUUCAUAACUGAGAGGGAAGAGAGUUGGAAACCUGAUUAGAAGUUUGUUGAAAUUUAGACAUAAUUGCAUCAGCGACGAUUUUCAGUUGACUCAUAUCUGGAAAAUGCGAUUUGAGAACUGGUUUUAACACCAUGAAUUCACUUGGACCGACUCGAGCGAAGGCGGCGAAUACGCUGUCCACACGGGUGGCUAGUGCUUUCCCUCGUGUUUUCGUAGUGCGCACGAUGACGAGGCAGAAUAUAGGGAGUUCUCAGUGCAAGUCAGAAAUUUAGAAAAUGGGGUCGUUGCCACCGCACUUCGCUCAGUUCUUUCAAGUGGCGUUUACUCGGAGUUGUUUGAGUUCACGUUAUUCGAGUGUUUCAUUCUACUUUGAUCCGGGUUUACGACAGGUUUGAAGUUAAUAAUGUAUCUGACAAAUGUUCCGAGUGUUAGACUCUUUCCUUAUGUGGUAGGAGGUGGAAGAGGAUGUACGGGAAUGGUUUGUUUAAUAAAUAGUAGCCUUUUCACUUGAUGCGAAAGCGUUGUCAAUUAAUAAAUGUAGAUGUAGACGAUCAAACUCCGAAAGAAAACACACUUCUUGGGUUUUAUGUGUUCAUAAUAUGUAAGAUUUUAAGGUAAACGUCAAGGACUGCUUUAAUUGAUGCAUCCACCUUUUUCUUUUUUUAGAGCCAAGAAGGAAAAUGAAAGGUAAUGUGUCCUCGAUUGCUGUAUUGAUUCUUAUGACCGCCAUCAUUCUACGUCGGUAGCUCGAAAUAUUAAUCUGUCUAUUAAGUAACCUGAGGCCGACAAUGCGCUCAUUUUACCCCCCUUUUUACGAGGUAUCUUAGCAGUAGCGAUUUAUUUGGAAACCGUGAACUCAAAGGAAACAGAAUGAAUGACAAAAUUAAACUAAUGAAAAACAAAUGACCACCUUUUAUUACUUUGCACUGGAAACUAUUUAUUAUAGGGAAAAAGAAAAAUAAAUAAAUAAUGAUUUAAAGAUAGCACAUCCACGUAUUUGUUCUUCGCUUUUCCAUUCCUGGUCGAAUUGGAAUUCGACAGAAAAUUUGAAUAUGUUGGUUUUUGAGGAGAGGGGAAAGCCGCAGUACCCACAGGAAAACCUCUCAGAGAGAACCUACAACGAACUCAGCCCACAUAUUUGCAAUUGCCGCAUAAAAAAAGCAGGAUACGAUAAACUUGUUCAAUUGGAUGUUUCAGGCAUUUAUUUGUGUUCGGAAAUAAUAGUGCACUUUUUUUUCGUAAAAUCUGUGCCCAUAUUAAUUUAGCUAUUUACUAGAUUUACCGAGCUUCCCAUGUACUGCUUUAAGCAGUUAUGUCGAAUGUUUCCAAGUUGAUCAUAUAUUAUAAUCAAAUAUGUGUACCGUAUUUUUUUGGUUAUUUUGGAAGAGUCUUAGAUAACUUACAUCUACCAUAAAGACAGAAUUAUGUUUAUCACCUUAUUUAGUUACAUCACUUUGUUAAUCAAUGCAUCCAUCUAUUACUUUCUUUAGAGACCGAAAGGAAAUUUGAAGGUAAGAUUUUAAUAGCGGAGCUCCCGCGUUCGAAGCGCGCAUAGCGGGGCAUCAUGGGUAAAAAAAUUUGGUAAACAAUUUGGUUAUGACGUAGCGUACGAACGCCGACCGUUCGUACACUCACUACAUGUAAGCCGAUGUCAAGUGUCGCAUUAGAUCUUGCUCAAAUAUUGACACUAGCCUGUCAGUUAUGUAAGCCAUCCGUAUGAGGAUGAAUUGACAGCUGUCAAAAUCAGACAUCCGCUGACAAUUGUCAUAUGACCAUCUCGCGAGCUCAGAUGAAAAACUAGUCGUGUUGCCCCUACAUAUAAGCUGAUAUAAUAUGAUAUAAAUUCGGAUUCUUACAUGUUAUGUUUAUUUAACUUAUUUGUUUCAUUUCGCUACUUAUGGGCCACAAUGUAAACACUUGAGUCACUUCUCACCACUAAAAAAUAAUUUAUUGGUUUUUUUAGUUUCAAUCAACCCUCUGAUCAAGCCAUCUACAAUCUCUCGGCGGGCUUUGCUCAAAGCCUUUUAGCUACUUUCUCGUAUCAAGAGGUUUUACCAUUAACCCCCUUCCAGCUUAUUAAUUUACGCAACUAUGUUUAACUUUCAGCCAGGAAUCUGAAAAAUAUCUUUUUUUUCCUGUCAGCAAAAAAGUAUUGUUCUGUAGUUUUCGAUAAUUCCAGAGGACGUUGCACUAAAGGUGGAUAUCCACUGUAACUCCGUAAUUUUUACUUGCCUUUGCACGGGAAAAUUUACGCGACAGUGGAAAUCAACCCGAAAGGCAUCGACAAUAAGAGACGUGAAAGUAAAUAAAAUAUCUGUUUUAUGAAAGCAUGAAAGCAGCGUUGUUAAUUUUUUUAAGGCUCAGGAGAAUUUGAGCUCGGGGGCCCCGGGCGCAAAUCACACGUCUCUUUUUUUCCCCUAAAAAUAUUUAACGCCCUAGAUGGAAAUCAGUUUAGUUAAACAGGUUUAGUAUUUAACCUCUCCAAUGCCAGUUUGACCGCAGGCUAGAAAAGAUUUCUUGUUUGUUUGUGUUUGUUUUAAUUCAAUUUUUACAUCCAAUUAUUUUUGCGAGGUUUUUUGUCACUUAAAAAGUUAUGGUGCAAAAUGAGUCCAUCGUUCAUAAUCUGAAACUGGAAGGACUGGUCACAUAUUUAAACUAAUGAAAAAGAAAUGAUCCUGUUUUAUCACUCUGAAUUGGUUGAACUGUUUGCUGUUUAAGUAAAAACUGGAUACAUACGAAAACCUUGAUCAGCUGGAGAUUUGAGACAUUUAUUUGUAUUUGGAGUGUAAUACUGCUAUUAUUAGGUAAAAUUUAGGCUCAUGUUAAGUCAUUUACUAGAAGAUUAUCAGGCGUACUUCAUUCAUACAUUACUGCUAAAGCGGUAAUGACAAAUGCAUCGAGGGUGAUGAUAUAAAAUGAAAUAUGGUUAAUGUUAAAUGUAGUGUAUUCAUUGGUUAUUUUGAAAGAGUUAAAGUUAUAACCUAGAUCUACCAUAUAGUGACAGAGUUACGUUUAUGACUGUGUAUUCACAACAUUUUCUUAUUGAGUGUAUCCACCUGUUUCUUUCUUUAAAGCAAGAAAAAGAAUUGGAAGGUAAUAUAUUUUAUAACGGCCGAGUGGCUGAUUGGUAAAUAAAGCCGAAGGCUGGAUUUAAUGUAUUGGUCACUCCGGCUUUAACUAUCCUGCUCUGGCUUCUUGCUGGUGCUGCUCUGAGCAGAUGUCCCGUGUUUAGUUCUUCAAUCCUUCUAGUGUAAAUGUUCAGCUAGUUUAACUCCGUUCAUAGAAGAUACUUUAAUGUUAUGGUUAUUUAACAUAUUUGCUUCUGUCGCUAAUUGAUGUGGCCGGUCAACAAUGUGAUCCCUUGUGUCACCAGUUAUUUUUUGUCAAAAAAGGUAGAUGUAAAUGGUGCCUAUUUUAUGUCAAUACACCUCAAAAUAAAAAACCCGCGGCCUAUGGUGCGCUCUUUUUAUCCCUUCUCACACCUUCGUGUUUGUGGGUUACAAUUUUAAGAUUAUGGUUUAGAAGACUUUAGUCGAUACUUAGCAUGUCAAAGAAAAUAUAUGAGAAUUUUGUCCGGACAUUGGAAACUGUAAGUAAUAGAGAACUGUCCCUAUUAGAGUGUGUCGGUACCGAGAGGUUUGACUGUAUAAAAAACGCUGGAUUUCAUGUCACUAAUUGAUGUGGCCGGUCAACAAUUUGAUCCCUUGUGUCACCAGUUAUUUUGUUAAAACAGGGAGAGGUAUUUAGUCUUUAUUUUAUGUCAAUACAGCUUAAAAUAACAAACCUCAGGCCGAGGGUGCGCUCAUUUUGCCCCUGCUCAGAGCUGCUUGUGUUGUUGUCAGAAGUGUUACUUUUUCUGUUUGUGGGUUUCAAUUUUAAGAUGUCUCUAAAGACUUCAGUCGAUAGUUAUCAUGUCGGCCCUCCAAAAGGAAUAUACAUAACCGCUCCUGACACUUACUUUUACGUAAUCUUUAAAACAGAAUUUUCGGCAUACAUUGUCCAGAACACUGUUUUAAUUCAUGUAUUUGUCUUUUUUUUAUUCAGAGUCAAGAAGAAGACGGGAAGGUGAUAUAUGAGGCUCUCCUUCUUGUAGAUAGCUGCAUCUACCUAGAGUUAAUAGCCUGCGUACUAGGCGCUGGUUUUUUAACUAGGGCGAAAAGUGAAACUUUUCAUACCCGCGUGCCCUCAGCGGAUGUCUCGAGUUAAGCUCUUCCAUACUUCUGAAUGUUCAGCUACUUUGACUCCGAUCAUAUAGGAUACUUUACUGUUAUGCUUAUUUAACCUAUUUGCUUCUGUCGCUAAUUGAUGUGGCCGGUCAACAAUGUGAUCCCUUGUGCCACCAGUUAUUAUGUCAAAAAAGGUACAGAUAAAUAUUCCCUAUUUCUUGCCAAUAAAUGCAUCUCAAAAUAACAAACCAGGGGGCGACUGUACGCUGAUUUUACCCCUCCCCACACCUGCUGGUGUUGUUCUCAGAAGUGGUACUAUCGCUGUUUGUAACCUACAUCUACCAUAUACUGAGAGAUAUUUUUGUCACGUUGUUUAUUCACAACAUUUUCUUAUUGAGUGCAUCCAUCUGUUUCUUUUUUCAGAGCUACGAAAAGUAAUUCAAGGUAAUAUAUUUUAUAUCGGCCGAGUGGCUGAUUGGUAAAUAAAGCCGAACCCUGGAUUUAAUGUAUUGGUCACUCCGGCGUUAAAUAUUCUGUUUUGGCUGCUUGCUGGUGUUGCUCGCAGCAGUUGUCCCGUGUUUAGUUCUUCAAUACUUCUUCUAAAUUUUCAGCUAGUUUAACUCCGAUCAUAUAGGAGACUUUAAUGUUGUGCUUAUUUAACCUAUUUGCUUCUGUCGCUAAUUGAUGUGGCCGGUCAACAAUGUGAUCCCUUGUGUCACCAGUUAUUUUGUUAAAACAGGGAGAGAUAUUUAGUCUUAUUUUAUGUCAAUACAGCUUGAAAUAACAAACGUCAGGCUGAGGGUGCGCUCAUUUUGCCCCUCCUCAGAGCUGCUUGUGUUGUUGUCAGAAGUGUUACUGUUGCUGUUUGCGGGUUUCAAUUUUAAGAUGUCUUUAAAGACUUAAGUCGAUAGUUAUCAUGUCCCCCCUCCAAAAAGAAUAUACAUAACCGCUCCUGACACUAACUUUUACGUAAUCUUUAAAACAGAAUUUUGUGCAUACAUUGUCCAGAACACUGUUUUAAUUCAUGUAUUCGUCUUUUUUUUUUAUUCAGAGUCAAGGAGAAGACAAAAAGGUGAUAUAUGAGGGUCUCCUUCUUGUAGAUAGCCGCAUCUACCUAGAGUUACUAGCCUGCAUACCAGGUGCUGGUUUUUUAACUAGGGCAAAAAGUGAAACUUCAAGGACGCGCGCUCUAAACACUAACCGGCGCCUUUGACGCAGGCUUGAUAGAUUGAUGUCAUGUAAUUAUUUGCAUGUCACUAUUUGUUGGCCACACUGUAAACGGAUAAGUCACUAGUCGUUACCACUACAAAAAGAAUUUUUUUUUUGCUUUUAAUCAACCUUGCUUCUGAUCAAUUAUAUUUUUUGGUAAAAUUUGAGCUCAUAAGUGAUAUAUUUUGUGACGGCCAAGCCGGUGGCUGAUUGGUAAAUAAAGCCGAACGUUGGAUUUAAUGUAUUGGUCACUCUGGCAUUAAAUAUUCUGGUUUGGCUGCUUGCUGGUGCUGCUCUUAGAAGAUGUCCCGUGUUUAGUUCUUCAAUACUUCUUAUAAAUGUUCAGCUAGUUUCACUCCGAUCAUAUAGGAUACUUUAAUGUUAUGCUUAUUUAACAUAUUUGUUUCUGUCGCUAAUUGACGUGGCCGGUCAACAAUUUGAUCCCUUGUGUCACCAGUUAUUAUGUCAAAAAAGGUAGUGGUAAAUAUUCCCUAUUUUAUGUCUAUUGUCAACAAUGUGAUCCCUUGUGUCACCAGUUAUUAUGUCAAAAGAGGUAGAAGUAAAUGGUUCCUAUGUCAAUACAGCUCAAAAUAAAAAUUCCGCGGCCAAUGGUGCGCAAAUUUUAUCCCUCGUCACACCUUCCUGUGUUGUUCUCAGAAGUGUUACUGUCGCUGUUUGUGGGGUACGAUUUUAAGAUGCUUUAGAAGACUUCAGUCGAUAGUUAGCAUGUCAAAGAAAAUAUAUGAAAAUUUUGUCGGGACAUUGGAAACUGUCCGUAAUAGACAACAACUGUCCGUAUUAGAGUGGUGUCGGUACCGAGAUUUUCGACUGUACUGAUAAAAAACGCUGGAUCUCAUGUAUCGUUCGCUCCGGUUUAAAUCCUGCUCUAGGUGCUUGGCGGUGCUGCCCUAAGAGGAUGUCUCGAGUUAAGCUCUUUUAUACUUCUGAAUGUUCAGCUACUUUGACUCCGAUCAUAUAGGGCACUUUAGUGUUAUUCUUAUUUAAGAUAUUUGCUUCUGUCGCUAAUUGAAGUGGCCGGUCAACAAGGUGAUCCCUUGUGUCACCAGUUUUUUUGUUAAAACAGGGAGAGGUAUUUAGUCUUUAUUUUAUGUCAAUACAGCUUGAAAUAACAAACCUGAGGCAGAGGGUGCGCUCAUUUUGCCCUUCCUCAUAGCCUCUUUUGUUGUUGUCAGAAGUAUUACUGUUGCUGUUUGUGGGUUUUAAUUUUAAGAUGUCUUUAAAGACUUCAGUCGAUAGUUAUCAUGUCGCCCCUUUAAAGGAAUAUACAUAACCGCUCCUUAUACUAACCUACAUGUACCAUAUACUAAAAGAUAUGUUUACCACUUUGUUUAUUCACAACAUUUUCUUAUUGAUUGCAUCCAUCUGUUUCUUUCUUUAGAGCGAGAAAAAGAAGUUGAAGGUAAUGUAUUUUAUAACGGCCGAGUGGCUGAUUGAUAAAUAAAGCCGAACGCUGGAUUUAAUGUAUUGGUCACUCCAGCUUUAAAUAUUCUGCUUUGGCUGCUUUCUGGUGCUGCUCUGAGCAGGUGUAGCGUGUUUAGUUCUUCAAUACUUAUUGUAAAUGUUCAGCUAGUUUGACUCCGAUCAUAUAGGAUACUUUAAUGUUAUGCUUAUUUAACAUAUUUGCUUCUGUCGCUAAUUGAUGUGGCCGGUCAAUGUGAUGCCUUGUGUCACCAGUUAUUAUGUCAAAAAAGUUAGUGGUAAAUAGUCCCUAUUUUAUGUCAAUACAUGCAGCUCAAAAUAACAUACCCGAGGUCGACGGUGCGCUCAUUUUACCCCUCCCCACACCUGCUGUUGUUGUUCCGAGAAGUAGUACUGUCGCUGUUUGUAACUUACAUCUACCAUAUACUGACAGAUAUGUUUAUCACAUUAUUUAUUCACAACUUUUUCUUAUUGAGUGCAUCCAUCUGUUUCUUUCUUCAGAGGUGCUAAAAGAAUUGCAAGGUGAUAUAUUUUAUAACGGCCGAUUGGCUGAUUGGUAAAUAAAGCCGAACCCUGGAUUUAAUGUAUUGAUGACUCCGGCGUUAAAUAUUCUGCCCUGGUUGCUUGCUGGUACUGCUCUCAGCAGUUGUCCCGUGUUUAGUUCUUCAGUACUUCUUGUAAAUGUUCAGCUAGUUUGACUCCGAUCAUAUAGGAUACUUUAGUGUUCUGCUUAAUAUUUAACAUAUUUGCUUCUGUCGCUAAUUUAUGUGGCCGGUCAACAAUGUGAUCCCUUGUGUCACCAGUUAUUUUGUUAAAACAGGGAGAGAUAUUAAGUCUUUAUUUUAUGUCAAUACAGCUUGAAAUAACAAACCUGAGGCCGAGGGUGCGCUCAUUUUGCCCCUCUUCAGAGCUGCUUGUGUUGUUGUCAGAAGUGUUACUGUUGCAGUUUGUGGGUUUCAAUUUUAAGAUGUCUUUAAAGACUUAAGUCGAUAGUUAUCAUGUCCCCCCUACAAAAAGAAUAUACAUAACCGCUCCUGUUACUAACUUUUACGUAAUCUUUAAAACAGAAUUUUGCGGAUACAUUGUCUAGAACACUGUUUUAAUUGAUGUUUUCAUCUUUUUUUUUUAUUCAGAGUCAAGAAGAAGACGGGAAGGUGAUAUAUAUGAGGCUCUCCUUCUUGUAGAUAGCUGUAUCUACCUAGAGUUAGUAGCCUGCGUACUAAGCGCUGGUUUUUUAACUAGGGCGAAAAGUGAAACUUCAAGGACUCGCGCUCUAAAAACUAACCGGCGCCUUUAACGCAGGCUUGAUAGAUUCAUGUCAUGUAAUUAUUUGCUUCAUGUCGCUAUUUGUUGGCCACACUGUAAACAAAUGAGUCACUAGUUGUUACCAGUACAAAAAUGUAUUUUUUUUUUACUUUCAAUCAACCUUGCUUCUGAUCAAUUAUAUUUUUUGGUAAAAUUUGAGCUCAUAAGGUGAUAUAUUUUAUGACGGCCGAGCCGGUGGUUGAUUGGUAAAUAAAGCCGAACGCUGGAUUUAAUGUAUUGGUCACUCCGGCAUUAAAUAUUCUGGUUUGGCUGCUUGCUGGUGCUGCUCUGAGAAGAUGUCCCGUGUUUAGUUCUUCACUGACUUAUUGUAAAUGUCCAGCUAGUUUGACUCCGAUCAUAUAGGAUACUUUAACGUUUUGCUUAUUUAACACAUUUGCUUCUGUCGCUAAUUGAUGUGGCCGGUCAAUGUGAUGCCUUGUGUCACCAGUUAUUAUGUCAAAAAAGGUAGAGGUAAAUAGUCCCUAUUUUAUGUGAAUUGUCAACAAUGUGAUCCCUUGUGUCACCAGUUAUUAUUUUAAAAAAAGAUAAAAGUAAAUGGUUCCUAUUUUAUGUCAAUACAGCUCAAAAUAAAAAUUCCGCGGCCGAUGGUGCGCUCAUUGUAUCCCUCGUCACACCUUCCUGUGUUGUUCUCAGAAGUGUUACUGUCGGUGGUUGUGGGUUACAAUCAGGAGCACCCAACGAGAAUAUAGUUCAAAACCACUUAAACAUAGCAUAUUUAAACGUAUUUUAGUAUUUAAACGGUAGAUAUAGGCAUAUUUUUAUCCCCUAAAAAUUUUUCAUCUGUUCGGAUUUCCUAGCUGAAAGUCUAGUGAUCCGAAAAUUAUAGGGAUCAAAACUUACCUUUUCGAAAAUUUCAGCCAGAAAAAGGCUUCCGAAAAUUCUAGGUGACCUUUUUAGAGUUAAAAUCCUUUAAAAAUAGGCAAUUAUACCAUUUUUUAGAUGUUCGAAAAUCCUAGGAGAGGCAGGCAAGCAAGAAAUUUUACAAGAAAUGUUUCGAAAAUUCUAUCUCUCAAAUCGUCUUCCGAACAGAUAUUCUUCCGAAAAUUGUCGUUGGGUGCCCCUGUACAAUUUUAAGAUGUCUUAGAAGACUUCAGUCGAGAUGUUCGACUGUAUAAAAAACGCUCGAUUUCAUGUAUCGUUCGCUCCGGCGUUGCUUGCCAAUGGGUGCUUGCCAAUCUACCCUCAGUGGAUGUCUCGAGUUAAGCUCUUCCAUACUUCUGAAUGUUCAGCUAGUUUGACUACGAUCAUAUGGGGUACUGAAAUGUUAUGCUUAUUUAAGAUAUUUGGUUCUGUCGCUAAUUGAUGAGGCUGGUCAACAAUGCGAUCCCUUGUAUCACCAGUUAUUAUAUCUAAAAAGGUAGAGGUAAAUAGUCCCUGUUUUAUGUCAAUACAGCUCGAAAUAACAAACCCGAGGCCGACGGUGCGCUCCUUUUGCCCCUCCUCAGACUUGCUUGUGUUGUUCUCAGAAGUGUUACUGUUGCUGUGCGUGGGUUACAAUUUUAAGAUGUGUUAAAAGACUUUAGUCGAUAGUUAUCAUGUCGCCCCUGCAGAAAGAAUAUACAUAACUGCUCCUGAUACUAACUUUUAAGUAAUCUUCAAAACAGAAUUUUGCGCAUACAUUGUUCAGAACACUGUUUUAAUUCAUGUAUCCUUUUUUUUUUAUUCAGGGAUAACGACGAGGAGGAGGAGACUGGAAGGUGAUAUAUGAGCUUCUUCUUACUUCUUGUAGACAGCCGCUGCAUCUAGCUAGAGUUAGUAGCCUGUGUACUAGGCGCGAAUUUUUUUAACUAGGGCGAAAAGUGAAACUUCACGGACGCGCGCUCUAAAAACUAACCGGCGCCUUUAACGCAGGCUUGGUAGAUUGAUGUCAUGUUAUGUAUAUUUAACUUAUUUGCUUCAUGUCGCUAUUUGUUGGCCACACUGUAAACAAGAGUCACUAGUUGUUACCACUACGAAAAGAAUUUCUUUUUUUUUUUUGGCUUAAAUCAAUCAACCCUGCUUCUGAUCAAUUAUAUUUUUAGGUAAAAUUUGAGCUCAUAAGGAUAUAUAUCUUACAACGGCCGAGUGGCUGAUUGGUAAAUAAAGCCAAACGCUGGAUUUAAUGUAUUGGUCACUCCGGCUUUAAAUAUUCUGCUUUGGCUGCUUGCUGGUGCUGCUCUGAGCAUAUUUCCCGUGUUUAGUUCUUCAAUACGAUUUUUGUACUGUUUUCAGACAACUCUAAGGCUAUUUUCUUACAAUUUUAUCCUGUUUUUGCAUUUUUGCAUCCUAUUUGUGAUGUAUUUUCACAAUAUAUGCGUGCUAUUGCUUUUCUUUUUCUGUGGUAUUUUAAUACUAUUUUCAAAGUAUCUUUAUUGUAUUUGCAAGUACGAGUAUUUUACUAAAUUUCUAGACCGAUUAAACAGCUAUUAAAAUAUAUUUUGAAGCAUAACAUUUUAAUAGCGUUUUAAACAGGUUAAAACACCUUUAAAAUCAGUCGAAAAAUAUAUUAAAAAUAUAUUUUUGUACCUAUUUUAAACCUGUUUUUGUCAAAAUACGUUUAAAAUUGCCAUUAAAAAUAGUUUUAAAAUAGUAGAGCAAAUUAAAAUAUGUUUUUAAAACUGUUUUUAUCCUGUUUUUAUUCCGAUUUAUAAGGUAUUUAAAAACUGUUUUAGACCUGUUUUGAGCCUUUCAAAAGCCUAGGGAUUUUUUUUAUAUUUUAAACGAAUUUUAAAAUACUUUAAAAAUUGUUUUUAAUAGCAUUUAAAACAGGUUAAAACACCUUUAAAAGCAGUCGAGAAAUACAUUAAAAAUACACUUUUAAGUCUAUUUAAAACCUAUUUCACAAAACAGGUUAAAAACAGUUUUCAAAAAUAGCUUAAAAAUACAUUCAAAACAGUGUUGGAUUUGGUAAGGGUUUAUCACAUUGCUUAUUCGUAACAUUUUCUUAUUGAGUACAUCCAUCUGUUUCUUUUUUCACACGCAGUAAAAAGAGUUGAAGGUAAUAUGUUUCAUAACGGCGGAGUGACUGAUUGGUAAAUAAAGCCGAACCCUGGAUUUAAUGUAUUGGUCACUCAAGCGUUAAAUAUUCUGCUCUGGCUGCUUGCUGGUGCUGCUCUCAGCAGUUGUCCCCGCGUGUUUAGUUCUUCAAUACUUCUUGUAAAUGUUCAGCUAGUUCGACUCCGAUCAUAUAGGAUACUUUAAUGUUGUGCUUAUUUAACCUAUUUGCUUCUGUCGCUAAUUAAUCUGGCCGGUCAAGGAUGUGGUCCCUUGUGUCACCAGUUAUUAUGUCAAAAAAGGUAGAGAUAAAUAGUCCCUAUUUCAUGCCAAUAGAUGCAGCUCAAAAUAACAUACCCAAGGGCGACGGUGCGCUGAUUUUACCCCUCCCCACACCUGCUAGUGUUGUUCUCAGAAGUGGUACUGUCGCUGUUUGUAACCUACAUCUACUAUAUACUGACAGAUAUGUUUAUCACAUUGUUUAUUCGCAACAUUUUGUUAUUGAGUGCAUCCAUCUGUUUCUUUCUUCAAACGAACCAAAUAUAUUGGAAGGUAAUAUAUUUUAUAACGGCCGAGUGGCUGAAUGGGAAAUAAAGCCGAACGCUGCAUUUAACGUAUUGGUCGCUCCCGCUUUAGAUAUUCUGCUUUUGCUGCUUCCUGGUGCUGCUCUGAGCAGAUCUCCCGUAUUUAGUUUUUUAAUACUUCUUGUAAAUGUUCAGCUAGUUUGUCUCCGAUCAUAUAAUUAAGAUACUUUAAUGUUAUGUUUAAUUAUUUAACAUAUUUGCUUCUUUCGCUAAUUGAUGUGGCCGUUCAAAUAUUUGAUCCCUUGUGUCACCAGUUAUUAUGUAAAAAAAGGUAGAGGUAAAUAGUCCCUGUUUCAUUUCAAUACAUGGAGCUAAAAAAAACAUACCCUAGGGCGACGGUGCCCUCAUUUUCCCCCUCCCCACACCUGCUGAUGUUGUUCUCAGAAGUGGUACUGUCGCUGUUUGUAACCUACAUCUACCAUAUACUGACAGAUAUGUUUAUCACAUUGUUUAUUCACGACAUUUUCUUAUUGAGUGCAUCUGUUUCUUUCUUCAGAGCCACCAAAAGAAUUGGAAGGUAAUAUAUUUUAUAACGGCCGAGUGGUUGAUUGGUAAAAGCCGAACGCUGGAUUUAAUGUAUUGGUCACUCCGGCUUUAAAUAUUCUGCUCUUUCUGCUUGCUGGUGCUGCUCUGAGCAGAUGUCCCGUGUUUAGUUCUUCAAUACUUCUUGUAAAUUUUCAGCUUGUUUGACCCCGAUGAUAUAGGAUACUUUUUUGUUAUGCUUAUUUAACAUAUUUUUUUCUGUCGCUAAUUGAUGUGGCCGGUCAACAAUGUGAUCCCUUGUGUCACCAGUUAUUAUGUCCAAAAAGGUAGAGGUAAAUAGUCCCUAUUUUAUGUCAAUACAUGCAGCUGAAAAUAACAUAGCCGAGGGCGAUCGACGGUGCGCUCAUUUUAUCCCUUCUCACACCUUCCUGUGUUGUUCUCAGAAGUGUUACUCUCACUGUUUGGGGCAUGGAUUACAAUUUCAAGAUGUUUUAAAAGACUUCAGUCUAUAGUUAGCAUGUGAAAGAAAAUAUUUGAGAAUUUUGUCGGGACAUUGGAAAUUGUCCGGAAUAGAGAACUGUCCGUAUUAGAGAUGUGUCCGUACCGAUAGUUUCGACUGUCUAAAAAACGCUGGAUUUCAUGUAUCGUUCGCUCCGGCUUUAAAUCCUGCUCUGGGUACUUCCCAAUGCUACCCGCAGCGGAUGUCUCGAGUUAAGCUCCUCCAUACUUCUGAAUGUUUAGCUGGUUUGACUACGAUCAUAAGGGAUACUUUAAUGUUAUUAUGCUUAUUUAACAUAUUUGCUUCUGUCGCUAAUUGAUGUAGCCGGUCAACAAUGUGAUCCCUUGUGUCACCAGUUAUUAUGUCAAAACAGGGAGAGGUAUUUAGUCCCUAUUUUAUGUCAAUACAGCUCGAAAUAACAAACCCGAGGCCGAGGGUGCGCUCAUUUUGCCCCUCCUCAAACCUGCUGGUGUUGUUCUCAGAAGUGUUACUAUUACUGUUUGUGGGUUACAAUUUUAAGAUGUCUUAAAAGACUUCAGUCGAUAGUUAUCAUGUGGCCCCUGCAGAUACAAUAUACAUAACUGCUCCUGAUACUUUUACGUUAUCUUUAAAACAGAAUUUUGCGCAUACAUUGUUCAGAGCACUGUUUUAAUUCAUGUAUCCAUUUUUUUUUAUUCAGGGAUAAUGAGAAGGAGACUGGAAGGUGAUAUAUGAGCUUCUCCCUACUUCUUGUAGAUAGCCGCAUCUAGCUAGAGUUAGUAGCCUGCGUACUAGGCGCUAGUUUUUAAACUAAGCCGAAAAGUGAAACUUCAAGGAGGCGCGCUCUAAAAACUAUCCGGCGCCUUUUACGCAGGCUUGCUAGAUUGAUGUCAUGUUAACUUAUUUAACUUAUUUGCUUCAUGUCACUAUUUGUUGGCCACACUACAUGUAAACAAACGAGUCACUAGUUGUUACCACUACAAAAAAAAUUUCUUUUUUUUUUUACUCUCAAUCAAUCUUGCUUGUGAUCAAUUAUAUUUUUUGGUAAAAUUUGAGCUCAUAAGCUCAUAUAUUUUAUAACGGCCGAGUGGCUGAUUGGUAAAGUUGAGCUAGUUUGACUGCGAUCAUAUAGGAUAGUUUAAUGUGACGCGCACUUAACAUAUUUGCUCCUGUCGCUAAUUGUUGUGGCCGGUCAACAAUGUGAUCCCUUGCGUCACCAGUUAUUAUGUCAAAAAAAAGGAGAGGUAAAUGGUUCCUAUUUUAGGUCAAUACAGCUCAAAAUAACAGACCCGCCGCCGAUGCUGCGCUCAUUUUAUCCCUCCUCACACCUUCCUGUGUUGUUGUCAGAAGUGUUAAUACUGUCGCUUUUUGUGGGUUACAAUUUCAAGAUGUUUAAGAAGACUUCAUUCGAUAGAUAGCAUGUCAAAGGAAAUAUAUAAGAAUUUUGUCUGGACAUUGGAAACUAUCCGUAAUAGUGAACUGUCCGUAUUACAGAGGUGUUCGUACUGAGAUAUUCGACUGUAUAAAAAACGCUGGAUUUCAUGUAUUGUUCGCUCCGCCUUUAAAUCCUGCUCUGGGUGCUUGCCGGUGCUUCCCUCAGCGGAUGUCUUACUUUAAGCUCUUCCAUACUUCUGAAUGUUCAGCUAGUUUGACUAUACGAUCAUAUGGGAUACUUAAAUGUUAUGCUUAUUUAAGAUAUUUGCUUCUGUCGCUAAUUGAUGUGGCCGGUCAACAAUUUGAUACCUUGUGUCACUAGUUAUUAUGUCAAAAAAGGUAGCGGCAAAUAGUCCCUCUUUUGUUUUAAUACAUGCAGCUCAAAAUAACAUACCCGAGGGCGACGGUGCGCUCAUUUUACCCCUCCCCACACCUGUUGGUGUUGUUCUCAGAAGUGGUAAUGUCGCUGUUUGUAACCUACAUCUACCAUAUACUGACAGAUAUGUUUAUUACAUUGUUUAUUCACAACAUUUUCUCAUUGAGUGCAUCCAUCUGUUUUUUUCUGCAGAGGAAGAAAAAGAAUGGCAAGGUAAUAUAUUUUAUAACGGCCGAGGGGCUGACUGGUAAAUAAAGCGGAACGCUGAAUUUAAUGUAUUGGUCAUUCCUGCUUUAAAUAUUCUGUUUUGGCUGCUCUCUUGUGCUGCUCUGAGCAGAUGUUCCGUGUUUAGUUCUUCAAUACGUCUUGUAAAUUUUCAGCUAGUUUGACUCCGAUCAUAUAGGACACUUUAAUGUGAUGCUUAUUUCACAUAUUUGCUUCUUUCGCUAACUGAUGUGUCCGGACAACAAUGUGAUCCCUUGUGUCACCAGUUAUUAUGUCAAAAGAGAGAGAGGUAUUUUGUCCCUAUUUUACGUCAAUACAGCUCGAAAUAACAAACCCGAGACCGACGGUGCGCUCCUUUUGCCCCUCCUCAGACUUGCUUGUUUUGUUCUCAGAAGUGUUACUGUUGCUGUCUGUGGGUUACAAUUUUAAGAUGUGUUAAAAGACUUCAGUCGAUAGUUAUCAUGUCACUCCUGCAAAGAGAAUAUACAUAACCGAUCCCGAUACUAACUUUAACCUACCUCUACCAUAUACUGACACAUAUGUUUAUCACAUUGUUUAUUCACAACAUUUUCUUAUUGAGUGCAUCCAUCUGUUUUUUUCUGCAGAGGAAGAAAAAGAAUGGCAGGGUAAUAUAUUUUAUAACGGCCGAGGGGCUGACUGGUAAAUAACGCGGAACGCUGAAUUUAAUGUAUUGGUCACUCCGGCUUUAUAUAUUUUGCUUUUGCUGCUACUCUGAGCAGAUGUCCCGUGUUUAGUUCUUCAAUACUUCUUGUAAAUGUUUAGCUAGUUCGACUCCGAUCAUAUAGGAUACUUAAAUGUUAUGCUUAAUUAUUUAUCACAUUUGCUUCUGUCGCUAAUUAAUGUGACCGGUCAACAAUGUGAUCCCUUGUGUCGCCAGUUAUUAUUGCAAAAAAGGUAGCGGUAAAUAGUCC
Porites lobata is the source of this 44963-nucleotide messenger RNA. The record is from the annotation of a GenBank genome assembly. Lineage: Eukaryota; Metazoa; Cnidaria; Anthozoa; Scleractinia; Poritidae.